Messenger RNA from Podarcis lilfordi (Lilford's wall lizard), 68957 nucleotides. NCBI's taxonomy places the organism in Eukaryota, Metazoa, Chordata, Lepidosauria, Squamata, Lacertidae. The record is from the annotation of a GenBank genome assembly.
AUGGGCGAGAGGCUGGAGCUGCGGCUCAAGUCGCCCGUGGGAGCCGAGCCGGCCGUCUACCCGUGGCCCCUGCCCGUCUACGUGAGUGGGGGGGGGAGGCCCAGGGAGGGGAGCCCCCCCCGCGAAGGGGGCAGGGUUGGGGGGCUCGAGGGAGCGGACGGGGGGGGGCUGUGUCUUAUCUCCUGCAUUUUUAUGGGGGGAUUCGAGCGGCUGUUGUGUCACCUGGGGGGGUUAUAGGAGGCUUUUGGUCGUGUGGGGUUUUUUUUUUGGGGGGGGGAAGGUUGCUAGUUGUGGGGAGGGGUAUUUGGGGGGGUUGCCAUUGGGGGGAGUCUGUUGGGGUGGGGGAUUUGAUGGGCUGCUGUGUCACCUGAGUUUUUCUGCUUUUCUUUUGAUGUAUGCGGGGAGGGGUACGGGGGGGUUGCCAUAUGGGGUAUUUGGGGAUUUGAGUGCAUUGGGGGGCAGUUGUGCUGAUGGGGUGGGGUUGCUCUAUGUAGGGAGAGAUUUUGGGGGAGUUGUCAUCUGGAGGAUGUGUAAGUUCAGGGGGGUUGCCGUCGGGGGGAGUUGGGGAGUUGGGUUGUUAUAUGUGGGGAGGAGCGUUUAGGGAGUUGCCAUAUGGGGUAUUUGGGGGAUGUGUAAGUUUUUUUGGGGGUGACAAAUGGGGGAGUUGGGGGGACGGAUUUUGAGGGGUUGCUAUAUUGGGAAGGGGGGUGUAUAAGGUUCAGGGGUUGCCGUAUGGGGGGGGUUGGGGUUGCAGUGUCAGUUUGUAGGAUUAUGUGGGGACGAGUUGGGGAGUGAGAUGGUUGCUAUAUUGGGCGUUCGGGAGGGAGAUUUUGGGGGCUGCUGUGAUAUUGGGGUUAUUAUUUGGGGGGGACAUGGAGAGUGCAGCUUAGUUGGUUAUAAGGAGGAAACAGGCUUCAUAGAGGCUUAUUCUAUAGGGGUGGUUUCUGUAUCCUCUCUGGGGGCUACAAUUGGGGAUGUUUUGUGGUAAUAAAUGGGUGUCUAGGGGUACCCCAUUAGGGGGGAAAUCAUAUGUUGUGUGGAAUAAUUUGCUGCCUAUGUGGCUAGGGGGGUAGAGAGCAAUUGGAAGUGUUAAGAAGCGGCGGGGGGGGGGGAGAAGGAAUGUGACAAAAUUAUGUCAGGAACUCCACUGUGCAAAAACAUGGGGGGUGGGGGGCUAUGUGAAUGGGGAGCGCUUUGCCUCUUGAGUGGGUUGCAUGGGGGGGCUGUUAUAUGGGGGAAGUUUGGCUGCUUGGAAAUGGAACUUCCAUGGGGGGAACUUCUCUGGGUGAAUUUGGGUUGGGGUUAUUACACAAUGGGGCUAUCCAGAAACUGUGUGUGUUAAGUUGGUGGUGGUGGGGCCUUCCUGCCAGGGCAGGUAAUAUGUUGGGGGGGGAACGGAUGUGGGAUGCAACUGGAUGUUUCUUAGUGAGGAAACAGAGAAUGUUAUGCAAAGGGCAAGGAGGUCAUACAUGCAGUGUUUUUCUCUGAAGGUCGCCCUUCACACCAAACGCUUCACACUCUUUAUACAGACAUGUGCAUUAGAAAUUGGUUCAGCUCCCCAGAGCUACUCAUCCACAUGAUGUCUCACUUGGACUGCAUCAGCUCCUCACUCCUGCAGAACUCUGUCUCAGCAUUCUAUGUGUUCCCCUGUUAAAAUUUGACCCCCUUAUAAUGCCAGGUGGAGUGGUGAACUGUUUGCACCCCGAGGGCCAUGUUACCUUCCCUGUAAUCUGCCGAGGGCCACAUACCAGGGGUGGGUGGGGGCAGAGGUGAAAGUAAGAGGAGCAAUGGAUGCAAAUUUUGCCUUUUGUGCAGGACAUGAGGCACACACACUGCCACACAAGCACCCCUGCUCUAAUAUUUAAACUUUCCCGUUCUCAAAACCUUUUCCUGGAAAUGAUCCUGAUGUGAAAUUAAGCCAGUCUGACUACAGGGCUCAGGGGUGUCUUUGCCACACUUGUCCUUUAUCCUUGAGUGCUUUCCUCUGUUCUGUGUGCUUUUAUGUCUUCCCCCAGUGUUUUGAUCUUGACAUUUCCCCCUUCAGAAAUCCUCCACAAGGAAACCUCUUCCAUUUGAAUCUCCUGCGCAGAACAGCUUCUCUGGGGCUGAACACACACCACCCUCCCCUUUUCUGCUUCUCAACUCCUGACAAACUGAUCUCUACUUCCUUGCACCCACUUGCUGUCAUCCCUUCCCCUUCCGGGCUUGCCUUCCACGCACAGCUUGGUACAUCUUCCUGUGCGUGCUCCUUGCUUCCUGACUUGCUUGCAGUUUGCCAGGGACAUCUAGCUUAGAUGGCUUUUAAGUGGAAAAUUAGACACGUUUCUGGAGGGAAACGCAUCUUGGCUGCUAGUCAUUAUGCUUACCAUGGACUGACUCUGUAAACAUGUGAGGGUUUCAUAUCUCUGCACUCCAGUUGUAGGGGAGCAGUGAUGAGAUACGGCUUGUGUGGCGCCUUCCUUGCCUGGUUCUGGCAUGAAAGCUUCCCCCUUUCUCCUAUGCUUUUGGCCCUCAAGCUUUAAAGUAUUUGUGGCCUCCUUUGCUGAGGCAGCAUCGCCUGCUAGACCUGCCUUUCAUUUGUAUAGAUGUGGGGGUGUUUGUGUGUGUUGCAAUUGGCUUAAAUGUUUCUGUUAUGUUUGUAAGUUUGAGUCAUUUGCCUGAGUAAAGUUGCUGAUAAAUACAUAAUACAUCAGGGCUGGGGAACCUUGAGAUGUCCCCCACCCCACCCCCUGGUAAAAUUUACAUUCAUUGUCCCAACUGCUUUUAUCUCUGCCCACCACUGGCAGGAGGAGGAGGGAUGGCUUGGGCAGUUGCCCAAAAGAUAAAGAGAUCCUCCUGCUCAGCCACCUCUAGUGUAAAUAGAAACUCCUCCCUGCCCUUUAUCAUCUUUGAUAAGAUACUUUUGUAUGUGUAGAUUGUUUGGAAACUUCCCCCUUGCUUCUCAUUAAUCCCUCCCGUUUGUGGUCAGAUGCUAUCUUGGUGUGGUGUGUUCAUUACUUAGUGUAACCAAAACAUUUAUUAUUAUUAUUUUGCACCCAGUAAUCUCCUUGCUUUAACCUCCCAAAUCCUCAGUUGACCCACUGAAUGCAACUGUCACUGGCCUUGCUCUCUCUGUCCUGACCCCAUUGCUCAGGACACAGAGCUGUUGCCUGCUUGGUCCUUUGCCAACCUUUUCUGUUCAGCUCUCCCCACCCUAUCUUGCUCCCCCACAUACACACUCUUUUGAGUCCCAGACAUUCUUUGCAUCCCAGGCCAGCCAUUUCAAAGUAAUCCUACUUUUCCUGUUUGUGGAUGACUCACCCACUUGCAGAUACUCCUCUAGGUCCACACCCCAAACAUCUUUCUUGCCUCCUAUUCCUCCCUCUUGACACUUCCACACCUCGCAAUCCUUUGCCUGCUGUAAUGUGUGCUCUUGGAGAGGCAUAUUUCAUCUGUUUCCCAAGAGCAUUAAAUUAUUACGGGAUAAUUAAGGGUUUCCCCUUCCAGACUUCUUCUUCGAAACCCAAAUCCAGUGUUACAUACCUCCUUUCCCCCAACAUUUGGACUCAGUCACUCAUUUUGGAUAAGCUGCUGCAAGGAACAAUUAAUACUCUGUGGCUGCAUGGAUUGUGCAAAACUGAUAUAAAGGAUUAGGUUCCUUUUUUGUUUCUUCAGCGCUAGGUAACAGGGCCCUGCUGUUUUAGGGAGGUGAUAAAGUACAGAAAAACAAAUUAAUAGAAUUAAUUAGCUGUGUUUUCUGGAGUGGCUUUGGAUUGAGAGAUGAAUUGUAGAGUUGGAAAGGGAUCACAAGAGUCAUCUAGUCCAACCCCCUGCAAUGCAGGAACCUUUUUGCCCAAUGAGGGGCUCAAACCCACAACCCUGAGAUUAAGGGUCUCCUGCUCUACUGACGGGGCUAUCCCACAGGAUAUAUGGAAAUGCUUGUAACUUUCUCAUGAUGUUGUUGUUGUUGAAUAAAAAGCAACCCUAAGGUCACUUUCUACCUGUGGGUUUUCCACUGGUUGGAAGAAGAUGUACAGUGGGGACGAGGAGCGAAACGAGGGACGCCGACUUAAGUAAAGAAUGUUCUUCAGUUCCUGUUCCUUCAUGGAAGAGACAUGCCUGCAAAUUUCUCCCCGCUGUGAUCCAUGUUUGGUUAUUUUGGAGCCCGCUGGCGAUGACGCCUCAUUUCAUUUUUGCAAUGGUGCGUCUGUGUAGCAUUCUAAACAUCUCACGAAUGUGGCUGCCCCCUCCCUCCCUCUUAUGAAUAAUAGUGUUUGGGGAGGAUCUAACCCCAGAGAAAUAACAUUUUUGGAAGUAUAAUAUGGUGGGCGUGAAAGAGAGAACCGCUUCUCAAAAGGCUGCUGUGCUCAGCAUCUCAGCUGGGUCAGAGGACUUGCAUUCUCUUGCCAGAGAAUGGGCCUCUUCUUCUUCCUCCUCCUCCUCCUCCUCCUCCUCCUCCUCCUCUUCUUCCUCCUCCUCCUCCUAGCUGGCACGGAGCUUAUUUGAGUACUGUAUUUCUGUGGCCUACGGCAUUUCCGUCAGUUGUGUUUCCAUGCCUCUCAGCUGUUAAAAUGAGGCAGGGUCCCACAUGCCUUGUGGAGACCCGAGUGGCUGUAAGAGAUCCGCACUGCACAGGUCAGCUGUUAAGUGUGUGAGUGGUUGAGGAAUGACAGUUUGUUUGUUUUUAAGGAGAGAAGGGCAAGCCCCGCUGCACGCUGAUGUUAGCCUUGGCUUUCUGUCAUCUUGGUGCUGUGGAUACUCCGGUUUCCAAAACAUCCUGCCCGUUUAGGAGGGCGCGCUAUUUUUGAUCGUCUUGUUAGGCUGUUCCCAGGGAGCAGUGCAUGGUGGUUAAUGUCCUCUUUCCUGUUUGGGCAGCUCUGUGUGUUCGUGUGUGUUCCUAACGCUUUCACAGAAAUCGAAAGUGCAGUUGCCUCUCUGCUUAGUUUCUUUUCAUCACUGGGUUUUUUCAAGCUUGGUUUGCACAGAGUAAUAAAUCUCAUUUCAAAAGACCAUCUCAGUUUGUUGACAUUCCAACCCGAUGCAUUUUUUAUAAUUGAAACUUUUAUUUUAGAGCAAAAUCUGGCUGUGGGGUGGAAUUAAGAAUCUGUAAAGCUCUUUUUGUUAAAGAUUUUUUUUUAAAGUGUGUGUAAGUCCCCUAGAACAGGCACCCCCAAACUCGGCCCUCCAGCUGUUUUGAGACUACAACUCCCAUCAUCCCUAGCUAACAGGACCAGUGGUCAGGGAUGAUGGGAAUUGUAGUCCCAAAACAGCUGGAGGGCCAAGUUUGGGGAUGCCUGCCCUAGAAAAAUUAUAUAGAAUAAAUUUUGGGUUGUAUGCAUUUAAUCAGACUAGGCACAUUGGAAUUAAUAGGUCUAAGUUAAUCAUGCCUAUUAAUUUCAAUGGGCCUUCUCUGAGUAUGACUAAUAUUGGAAACAAUCUUCUAUUAAUGAUAUUUUAAAUUAAUGUAUAGAAUAAAUAUUAUUACUGAGGAUGAUAUUGGGUUGUAGUACCCAAUGACUCCAAGUAGAUACCCUGAAAUAAAUGGGCAUGCCGAAUUUAGGCCCAUAAAUUCCAUUGUGUCUGCUCCGAGUAUAACUUAAUUGGAGACACCCAACUGAAACAUCCAGAACAAAGUGAAAUUAUGGUACGCCCUGAAAAUCCACAUCAAACAAACCACAGCAUCUAGUGUGUAUAUUUCCCAUCGCCUGGAAAAGUCUCCCAGGGCAUUCAGGAAUCAGAUCCUGCAAAUCUGGGGGGUGGGGCCCUUCAUAGUCGGUCCCCCCAACCCUGCAUGCAGUCGGGUCGGCUGCCAGUCCAAACCUUACCAGGAAAUGGCCUGACCGCGACAAUGGGGUAGUCCCAGUCAGCAGCACCACCCCGCUUUCUGCAUCCGUGCCAAAUCCAAAGCCCUACAGUAUGCAUAGGUGACCUUUGAGAGAGCCCCAGGUUUCCAUGGUGCCUGUCAGGUCCUGUUAAGGUGAUCCCAGUAUGGACCUCAAAGCACUGUCCUUGUGUUCUCUAUCCCACCUGUGCAACCUCCUCCUCUGGUUCGAGUAGAGAGAUGGGUGGAUAGUAAACAAGCCGUCUCCCUGUGCUGCCUCUGUGGCCUCCAGCAUCAGAUUCAAGUCCCAAAGUGGAAGUGUUACCUGGUGGGGGCAACAGGACCAUAGUGAGCCCCUCCCCUGCAUCCCAACCUCGGCUGCUCCUGCGCCAAGUACUCAGGCAAACAGAGCUGAGUCAAGACUCGCUCCGCCCGGCUCACCCACUCAGGUUUCAGUCAUGCCGGUUUGGCCCCCUUGUCGAAGUUUCAGUCAGACCAACCCUUGUUCCACGGCCUCCGGAAUCUGGCACUAGGAAGGCAUUUUCCGCUUGACCUUGGUGGUGAACGCUGCUCCGUUAGACCUGCUUUCCACGGCUUGUUCCGUCCAGUCCCCUCUUAAAGCCCAUUACCAUAUCCCGUGAUGGUGUCUUCCACAUAUAAGUCAUGCAUUGGGCGCAUGUGUGCAUAAGUGCCUUCUUCUCGCCUGUCUCUGUAUCUGUCGCCCUGACCUGCAGCGUUUCCCCCGCUGUGCAUCCAAAGCCGUUACCGAGAUGAGGGACGUUGCAGGGAUUCCGCAAGGCUUUUUAGAAAUCAAUCCACUUUGGACAGCACUGUUAGCUAGCCUGCUGACAUAUAGUCAGCUGUAAAAAAUAGAUAAAAAUAAAAUUCUCUCCUCCCUGGGCUUAGAAGCUUUCUGGCACCAAAGGAAAGAAGGGUGCCCUUGUGGUUUCAGAGCUGAGGUCUCUGACGUCAGCAGACUGUCUCUUAGUUUCACUGCUCUGUUUCCUUUGCUGGAGGUUCAAGUAGCAAGGUGGGAAUUGGUUCUGUUCGAGUGAAGCAGAGCUUUUGGGAUUGUGGUAUGGAUGGAGUGCUGGAUUUUCGGUCAGAGGAGACCUACUCAGCAAUUGAGGGGUGUGUGUGUGUGUGUGUUGGUAGAGUAUGAGACUCUUAAUCGCAGGGUUGUGGGUUCGAGCCCCAUUGCAGAGAACAAGAUUCCUGCAUCGCAGGGACCCUUGUGGUCCCGUUCAGUUCUACAGUUCUAUGAUUCUAGGUAUUUGGGUGUUCUCAGUUAGGGGGGUCUUUAAAUAAACCAGACAUUAAUUUUAUUUAUUGCAUUUAUUUGGAUAUCACCUUUUUAUCCCAAGUUGCUCAAGGGUGUACAUUGGUGUUCUUCAACUGUGGGCCCCAUGAUGUUGUAGGACUGCAACUCCCAUCCUCCACUUCUAGCUUAGCCAAUAGUCAGGGAUGAUGGGAUUUGUAGUCCUACAAAACCCAGGGAACCAAGGUUGAGUAACACCAGUGUCCAGGGUUUUCUUCAAGUCCUUAUAAUCCGCACAGUGACCCUAUAAGGUACCUUAGGCUGAGAGAGGCAGUGACUGGCCCCCAAGGUCACUAGUGAGCCUUGUGGCUGAGUGAGUCUGGCACUCUGACCACCACAUCACAGGGGUGACUCUUUCAGCAGCUCUUAAACAGAGGAGCAGAGAAUCAGUCCUUGAACUUUGUCCCUGAUAUGUUUGCGUUCUGCCAGAAAGUUAUCAUUAGGGGUGUGUGCGCGUGUGCAUGCUAGAAUUUAUCAAAUGCAGACAUGGGGAGGAGGGGUCAUAAGUUCUGCAAGGCACACUCAGUUCCCCUGUCCAAGGCUACCCAACCAGAAUACACUGAAGAAGAAAAAAAGCGCAAAUGCUGGAUAUGCAAAAUAAGGUUAUGCAUGCUCAGCCUAUUUGCGAAAUUUCCUGGGGUUGCAGCAUUUCAGCUUCCCCCCAGUGCAGAAGUUGUGGUUUUCAACGUAACACACCUUGCAUUCAGCUUGCUCUGAUGUUUAACAUUGGACUUACUUAGCUAUAUAACUGCAGUGAAAUUUCAAAGAAGGAAACAGCAGCGCGCCACAACAGUGUAAUUUUGCUUAUGAAGUGUGCAUCUGCCCACCCUUGUUAAAGAGGCUCAGCCACUCCUACAAGCAGAGUUUGGGGGAUACUUUAUUGCACCUUUCAAGGCUCUUACUUGUGUCGGUGGCCCCCACCUUGUUGCUGAAAUUAGGCCUGAAAAGGGGUGCCUGUUGCAGCUGAUAGCUUCCCCUUCCCACAAGCCAGCGUUCGAAAUUUGCCAGGCACAUUUUGCUCCUGGUUAUCAGCCAGGGACGUGGGUGGCGCUGUGGGUUAAACCACAGAGCCUAGGACUUGCCGAUCAGAAGGUUGACGGUUCGAAUCCCCGUGACAGGGUGAGCUCCCGUUGCUCAGUCCCUGCUCCUGCCAACCUAGCAGUUCGAAAGCAUGUCAAAGUGCAAGUAGAUAAAUAGGUGGGAAGGUAAACAGCGUUUCCGUGCGCUGCUCUGGUUCGCCAGAAGCGGCUUAGUCAUGCUGGCCACAUGACCCGGAAGCAUGACACAUGUACGCCGGCUCCCUCGGCCAAUAAAGCGAGAUGAGCGCCGCAACCCCAGAGUCGGCCACGACUGGACCUAAUGGUCAGGGGUCCCUUUACCUUUACCUAUCAGCCACUUGCGACCAAGUGAAUAUGCCAGGAUGGCGCCUGAGGUCUCCCCCAUCUGGGGAUCAUUGGACCUGAACUGUUUUGGAAUUUAAAUUAAAAGCAUUUGCAGAUGAUUUAGUAAUAACAGUAGAAGAGCCAAUGACAUCUCUCCCAAUACUCCCAAUACUUUUAGAGAAAAUAAAGGAAUUUGGGCGGGUGGCUGGAUUUAAGAUAAAUAAAGGGAAAACUAAGAUGAUAGUUAAAAAUAUGACUGAGUUGGAAAAAAGAGAGUUAGGAGUAAUGACGUACAUGGAGAUUUAUAAGAAAGUCAAAUAUCUAGGAAUUUGGCUUCCAAAUAAAAACCUGAAUUUAUAUAAAGAUAAUUAUGAGAAUGGAAGACAGGAGUGCCUGGUCCAUGGGGUCACCAAGAGUCGGACUCAACUAAACGACUAAACAACAACAAUUGUGAGAAAGUGUGGAUUGAGAUAAAAAAGAACUUGGAAGUUUGGAAUAGAAUGAACCUUUCCCUUUUAGGUAGGAUAGCAGCAAUGAUGAAUGUCUUGCCAAAGGUGUUGUAUUUAUUUCAAUCAAUCCCGAUAAUAGGCAAUGUUAUAUGCCCAAGAAGUUACAAAAAGAUAUAUCAAAAUUUGUCUGGAGUGAAUUGUUGUCAUUUGUCUUUAGUUCCCCCACUGCCCUGCUCAGAGUUGGGAAGAAUAUUCCUAGGUUAUGAAUGGUCUGAGUCACCAUUACGAAAAAGAGGUUGGAAUAGGCCAAUAGAGAUGUGGACUGUCCUGGGAUUGAGUGACUUUUCUUCUUUCAGUUCUCAAAGUUCUUAACCUGGCUCAAGGUUUUCCUCUGAACUUGCCAGAUGUUUAACUGAGAAUCCAUCACAGUCAGUCCAUCAUUUGGAAAAUAAGACUUUAGAGCCAUCUUGCCCCAAAAGGGCAACUAGGCAUUAUGUUUUGGCGCCUAGCUUAUAAUAAUAAUAAUAAUAAUAAUAUAUAAUAUAUAAUAUAUAAUAUAUAAUAUAUAAUAAUAAUUAUAUAUCUGAGUUUCUAACACCACCCCCAGCCUGAGAUUUUCCUCCAGGUUGAAUGGUAUAGAGAUGGGCUCUCUGGCCUGAAUAGCUCAUUGGCCAGAGUUACCUGUCAUGGCUGGGGCCAGUUUAAAAUUGAAACAUGUCUGCGUGUUUGUACGUUUAUACCCAUGUACUUUGGGAUGAUAAAUCUAGAACUGCUGCCUUCACAGCUGGAUUUGCCUAAUUGCUCAGCUGCUGGUGGUGUCACGAUGUUCAGAGCUCAGAGGGUGACGUGAAAGCAUGUAUUCCUCCCUCCCCCCCGCUACAUAUUGCUAAUUAAGGCAUUGGGAGGACAGAGCCUUUGGUGUUCUAGAUGCCCCCUCCCACUGGCUUUCAUGUAACACUGAACGUGUGACUCCCUCUUCUCCCCACCUCCCUGUUUCCUGAAAGGGAACAUGAAGGGUUUUUUCCUCUCUAAUGAAUCAACAGUGCGUAGUUCUUCUUAUCUGGGUAAGAUGAAUCGUGCAGAGUUUGAAUAAUCCUCCCUAAUUUCCCCACCCCCUCAAUGACUCAGAAAGUGGUUUUUCUGAAGCUGACCUCCCCUCCCCACCCUUUGCAUUUGUGGCUACAGCCCUUAUAACAGCAGUAGUUUUUCUUUAUUUUCAACUUGCUAGGAGUCCUCGACUUCACUUUGCAAACACUCUCAUUGCUCCCUCCUUACAUACACACACUCACACACACACAGCAAAGGUGAGCUAGGAAACAGGAAUGUAAACUCCUAGAGAUCAAAAAAUGCAUUUUUGGAACAGGGAGGUCUUCAUAAUCAUUUGAGCGGAAGGUCAGUUUUAAGCAGCAUCCAAGAUCUGCUGGGGUCCUCAGGAGCAGAAUUGGUUCUGGAGGAUGGAGGUGGCUUAGGACCGCAGGAAGUUGUCUUGCACUGAGUCAGAGACCGUUCCUCUUCCUUGCUCGGUGCUGUUUACACUGACCAGCAAUGGCUCUACAGCAGGGGUGCCCAAACUUUUUUCAAUGAGGGCCAGAUCAGAUGAAGUGAACAUGCAUGAGGGCCGACCAAAGUUGUUGACCUCUUUUUAGGAUUGAAGUUCUUAUCUCAGCCCUACCUGGAGAUGCUGCCUCAGACCUUCUGCAUUCCAAGCAAGUGCUCUCCCACUGGGCUGUGGCUUUUCCCAUCUUAGAAUUGCCAGAAAGGUGCCCAUGUGCUUCCCUCCCUCCCGGCCCCGUAAACUCCACUUGCCCUGGGCUGACGCUGCGUGAGGGCAACAACUUCUCUGGCUCAGCAGAUGUUGGGUGUCAGCCUUCCCCAAACCAGCAUUCUCCAGGUGUCUUGAACUACAACCAGUGUCAGAAACUCAGACGCACAGUAUAGUCCAGGCAUAUCCAACUCCCAAGAGACUGUGAUCUACUCCCAGUAUAAAAAAUCUGGCAGUGAUCUACCCAUUGUCAUUGGAGGGGGGAGGAACGUGCGUGGGGUGGGUGGGUGGAUUGUCCAGAGUUUUUGAGCUUUUUUCGGAGAGGAUUGUGUGAACAAUUGCACAGAGAUUUUUGCUUUCCCCCUGUAACUUUUUGUACAUGAUAAGGAUCUUGCGAUUUACCAGGAUCAGCCAGGGGUCUACCGGUAGAUCACGAUCUACUGGUCGGACGUCCCUGCUAUAGUCCAAUUGCCAAAUGGCACCUUAAACCUCUGGUUGCGGUCACUGUGACGAUAUGUCUAGUUGUCACUCUACCCAUCUGAAAAGCGAUGCUGCUUUUGUUGCCCAAGGAUCAAAAUUGUUGCAAAAUAAACAAAACAAUUGCUAACAUACCAUUGAGUGUGUGUGUGUUUUAUACUUUAGCAGAGCAGUUUGUAAAAGUCUUGAACGACCUGUGAAUUGAACUGGAAUCGAAUUAGUUCCUUUUCAGGGGCAGGGGAGGAGCGGAGUCAAAUUCCUUUUUUGAACUGAGUGUUCCAAGUUUGGUGUGUCGCUUUUUGGGUGGGUGUUCCUCCCCUCCAGGCAAGUGAGUGAGCAGCCUUGCUUCUUAACAUUUUCAUUAAAGGUUAACCACAGAGAUGAGUAAGGCCCGGUGUUAAUGACACCCUUCCAUGUAAAACCCCACAAGAGAGCGAGCGUGGGCAGGCGUCCCAGUUGCCCUGAGUUAGUCACUCAGUGGCUCAUGGUCGGCCUGGAAUCAGGGGGCCGUGAGGGGGAGAGCCGACUAACUCACUUUUUAAUUCCACCUUUAGACGUUUCUUAAAACUCCUGCCUGUCUAACCGUGGUUAUCACCCAGAUCUUGCCAGUUUGAUAUCAGUUUGUAUCUGCCCUGGCCUCUGGCGGUGUUCCCAGGCACUACUGGUUUUUUACAUUUGGAAAGAAGAAAAGGCCUUGGCCUGCUCCAGGGGUCGGCAAGGUUUACCUCACCUGGGCUGGUUCACUUCAUUGGAGAUCCCCCUGUGGGCUGGAUCGCGCGCGCACCUGCAAUUUCCAGCAUCUGCGCGUGCGCAGACGCAAUUUCUGGUGUCUGCGCAGACGUGAUUUUUGGCACCGUGGAAGCGAGUCGUUGUGCUGCGCUGGUUUAGCGCAGCGUGCUGGGACUCACCGAGUGGGUGGCUCGGUUCGGGGACUGCUUGUGAGCCAGUUAAACGACCCCCGUGGGGCGCUUGUGGCCCAUGGGCCUUAGGUUGCCAAUCCCUGGCCUACUCAGCCCCAGGGGAUCCUGCCUAACUCUACAUUAUGUUCACCUGCAGACAUCCAGAAGGGGGGGGCGGCUACUCGAGACCGGGGGAUGGGGUGCCUCUUUGGUUGUGGGGCACCCAGGCAGUGUUAUAAACUCAGAUAUAUAAUAAGCUAGGCGCCAAAUGGCUCCUUGAUCCAGGGUUACAGUCGCCAAAAUGGAAUGUCUUGUUGUCCCUUUGGGGCAAGACGGCUGUAAAGUCUUAAUUUCUAUAUGAUGGGCUGAGACUGAUUGAUUCUCAGUUAAACAUCUGGCUAAUUCAGAGGACAACCUUGAGCUCGCUUAAUAGCUUUGAGAACUUUAAAGAGGAAAAGUCAGCUUGAUCCAGUGAUAGUCCGCAUAUAUAUUGGCCUAUUCCAAUCUUUUUUUCUUAAUGGUGACACAGACCAUUCAUAACAUUGGGGUAUUCUUCACAGCUGCGAGCAGGGCAGUGGGUUGGGGUAAGUGAAGAAACAAUAAUUCACUAUCUCGUUGUUUACCACUCCUGCUCAGGCUGCACAGAAAAAGCAUUUUGGUUCCAGAAAUUCAUUCCAGUUUUGCAGAUAAUAUAUAAAUGACAGAAUUUUGCAGGAUGGAGCCUUAGUGUGUGAAAACAGUUCAGAUCCAAGGAUCCCCCGAUGGGGGAGAGGCCGCAUCCAUCCUGGCUCCCAGGCAUCUUCACUUGGUCACGAGUGACCAAUAGCCAGGUGCGAAUUUCAAACACAGCCAGUCACUAUUGGUUUUUGACUUUUAAUAACAAGAAAAGGCAUUUGCCUACUCAGUCCCAGGAGAUCCUGCCUGAAUAUAAAUUAAGUUCACCUGGAGGUAUCCUGCCCUGGGUAUUCUACCUUCAGAAGGGAGGUGAGUGGCUGGCAACUCAAGACCGUGGGUAAGGGUGGCUUUUUGGUUGUGGACACCCAGGCCUUGGAACACCUUCCCCAGUGAAUAUUGAAAGGUGCUCAUGCAAGUGAUCAGUGGGAGACAACUGUUCCUCCCACCUGCUGGGAGGGGAAAGAGGGUAGAGAAAGUGUGUGUGAACCCCCAUUGUUCAGCCUGGAAACUGAGGUCCAGCACUGAGGGCCCUCUGGCGGUUCCCUCACUGCGAGAAGUGAGAAUACAGGGAACCAGGCAAGAGGGCCUUCUUGGUGGUGGUGCCCACCCUGUAGAACACCCUCCUGUCAGAUGUCAAGGAAAUAAACAUUUGACUUUUAGAAGACAUAUGAAGGCAGUCCUGCAUAGAGAAGUUUGCAGUGUUUGAUGUUUUACUGUGACAAAUGUUUUUAAUUUGUUGGAACCUGCCCAGUGUGGUUUGGCCAAUCCAGUCAGAUGGGAGGCAUAUAAAUAAAUAAUUGUUGUUGUUGUUGUUGGAGAGGUGCAUGUGUUUGUGAGAGAAAAGAAGCGCAGCUCUGCCCACGAAUGGAGUGCAAUUUCCCAGCUGAUUAGCCCCAAGGCCCUUGACAAAGCGAAAAAGGGACUCCACCCUGCCUUAAACUUAAAAAAAAUAAAAACAUUAAAGAUUUCUUAGUUUACAAAAAUCCGUGCAUUGUCUUUUUUUCCAGUUGUGUUUUCUACAGAUCAGUUACAUUCGUUGUGAGACAUUAGUGUUGCAUGCACUAUUAGGUUGGGAAGGAAAGAGGGGGAAACCGUGAGGAGGGUGCAUGGGGUCGUCUGCCUUACACUUUUGACGCCUGGUUAUUUAAGAUGUGAAAUGUAUGAUCUAGCUGUAAGUUUGAACUGUUUCACUGUUGCUUGAGUUUUGUCAUUACUAUUAUUUGUGUGUCUUUCGAUAAAUAAAUACUGGGCCGUGUAUUAUGUCGUAAGCCACCUUGGAAACCCUGGAAGUCAGGAGAUAAAUAUUUGGAUAAAUAAACGAGGUUUCCCCCUAGCGUACUGGUUAAUUUGUAAGCCUAGUUUACAACCUCCUCCUUGGCUCUAAGCCAGGAGGCGGUGGCUGCACUUGGCCAAACUGCAGAGCCUGCUUUGCAAGCAGAAAUGUUUUGUGUGAAUGGUCGCCACUCUUACUUUGUGUGGAUUUUACUUGGCAAUUGUUGCGGCCUAGGCCUCCUUGCUUUCCACAGCCUUUUGUGCAAUUCUCUCCUCCCCUACUUGCGUACAACAGUCAUACCUUGGGUUACAGACGCUUCAGGUUGUGUUUUUUUGGGUUACGGACGCGCCGAAACCCGGAAGUACCAGAACCGGUUACUUCUGGGUUUCGGCGGUCAUGCAUGUGCAGAAGCGCUAAAUCACGCUAUGCACAGAAGCACCGAAUCGCAACCUGCACAUGCGGUGCUGCAGGUUGAGAACGUGCUUCCCGCACAGAUCACGUUCGCAACCUGAGCGUCCACUGUACUGGGAUAGCCAAUGAAGUGCCCUCUAGCAGCUGUUUCUAACAAAAACGUUAGAAACUCAGAUAUGUAAGAUAGGGACCAAAGGGAUCCUUAAACCAAGGCUGCGGUUGCCAAAACGGAAUGCCUAGUUGCCAUUUUUGGGCAAGGCGGCUCUAAAGACUUACUUUUCAAAUGAUGGACCGACUGUGAUUGAUUAUCUGGCUAGUUCAGAGGACAACCUUGAGCCGGGUUAAGAGCUUUGAGAUCUUAAAGAAAAACAGUCACUUGAUCCAGGGACGGUCCACAUAUAUAUUGGCCCAUUCCGACCUCUUUUUCUUUAGGCUGACUGCUCCUGCUCAGGCUACACAGAGAAAGCAUUUUGGUUCCUGAAAUUCAUUCUGAUAGUGCAGAUUGAUGGAUUGAAUUCUACAGGAUGGGGUAUUAGUGUGUGAAAACAGUCCAGAUCUGAGGAUCUCCAGGAAUGCACCUUCAGAUGGUGGAGACGUCAGGCGCCACCCUGGCGCCCAGGCAUCUUCACUUUGUUGCAAGUGUUUGAAAUCCAGGUGCAAAAUGCGCCUGGCUAAUUCCAAACACUUCAGCAGCAUCCAAGGAUCCACAGGUUCCCCAUCUCUGCAAGGAGAAAGUUUUUGGAAAUGGGUCCUCUUUGGGCACAGGGAAGUUAGAUAGCAUAAAGCUAGCCUUUUAAAAUAACAGCCGCAACACAUGCAUCUACUAGGAAACAUUACUUUUGCUCACUCCCCUGGCCCAGUUUUCAUUUAUCCGUAUUUGCAAAUAAUGAGGGGUUUGUAGAAGCCAACGAGCCUUGGUGAUCUGCCAGCCAACGUGGGUGAUCUCUCCUUCCAGACAGUUCCUGAAACCACCUUCUUUUCUUUGUUGUUGUUUCAGGACAAACACCACGAUGCUGCUCACGAAAUCAUUGAGACAAUUCGGUAGGUGCUAAGCAGCAGCUGAUCUGCAUUGCAACCAGAUAUUUUCACCCCCCACCCCUGGGAAACCCAUCUCCCAAUAGUGAUAGUGACACUGUUCUUGCUAGGAUUUUCCUUUUUAUAGCCUUGCUCUGUAAUCACAGCUUCCUGCAACAUGGUGCAUGUUUCACCCUGCAUUAAAAUGAAAACCCGGUUUUGCCUAAAACACUGGAGGGUUGCCUUAUAACCAGGUCAGGACCAUACCAGGGUUACCAGACCAGUAUCAGCCAGUGUGGAGCAAGCAAGUGCCUUUCAUUCCCCAACUGGGAAUAAGGCUAUGAGGCUAUAUCUGUCUUGAAAAGGGCACAUGCUUUCGUAAAUAGUCUGAAUCAAAGCUGCCAUUGACAGCUUUGGCUAAGUAGGAGUACAGUAUGUUGCAUUGAUUAGCUGGUCUGGAGAAGGGACGUCACAUGCCUUCUUUUCAAACGUGACAGGGAGCUGUCAUGUUUCUGCGCAGCCUUAGUAUGAAGGAAUUGGUUCAUUUCUUUUAGAGUCACAUUUGCCUCCCCUAGAAAAGGAUUGAAGGUGUUGGGCGGUCAAAGCAUUUUCUGCCCUUGAGCUUUGACCAGGGUUUCCCAACGUGGGUCCUCCAGGUGAUUUUGGACUACAAUUCCCAUCAUCCCUGACCACUGGUCCUGCUGGCUAGGGAUGAUAGGAGUUGUUUCCCAAAAACAGCUGGAGACCAAGUUUGGGAAACCCUGGCUUUUACCCUUCCCUUAAAAACCAAGUGAGAUCCUACUCAGAAAUCUCAGUAAAAGGUCUGGUUUAAACAAGAACCUAGCAUGCUGUCUUCUACUGAGCCAGACCACUGUUCCAUAUCACACCUUGGGAGAGGGACCAGUCAUAUCUGUUCUUUAUAAAUCACAAUGCACAUAGAUGGAGAUGCGGGUGGUGCUAUGUUCUAAACCACCGACCCUCUUGGACUUGCCAAUUGUAAGGUCGGCAGUUCGAAUCCACGCCAUGGGGUGAGAUCCCGUUGCUUUGUCCCAGCUCCUGCCAACCUAGCAUUUCGAAAGCAUACCAGUACAAGUAGAUAAAUAGGUCCCUCUGCGGCGGGAAGGUAAACUGUGUUUCUGUGUGCUCCGGCACUUGUCAUGGUGUUCCCUGUGCCAGAAGCAGUUUAGUCAUGCUGGCCACAAGACCCGAAAAACCUGUCAGCAGACAAACUCUGGCUCCCUUGGCCUGAAAACAGAGAUGAGCACCGCACCCCAUAGUUGAAUUCAACUGGACUUCACCGUCCAGGGUUCCUUUACCUUUUACCUGCAUAGAUGGCAGUAUACUUUAUUAUUGAAUUUAUAUACCGCCCCAUACCUGCAGGUCUCAGGGUGGUUCACAGGAUAAAAUCAGAAUAUAAAACCACAAAAGACACAAUCAGACGAGACAAACCUAACAGUUAUAGCCACCUUUGGCCUUUUGGGCUGCCAGUGAGCCCCUAACCAUUUAUGGCUUGGGACCAGGCUGUCUUAAAGAUAUUAAAAAUGUCACUAUGCAAAGCUUCCCUGGGGUCCUAAGAUCCUCCGGUGCGCACCUCCACACUGUCCUUUGGAAGGAUAAUAUUAAGAUUUUCCUUUGGAAACAGAGGUGCAGGCCGUGCUGACCACAGGGUUGCUGUCAGGGCAAACUGGAUUUGAACUGCUGGCUCUGCGUAUGCUGUGAUGUAUUUUAAGGAUUCUUGUCAACCGGGUUUGUUGUUACUGCUUUGUGUGUUGGGAGCCGCCCCGGAUCCCAACUUGGGAGAAAGGCAGGAUAUAGAAACAAGCAAACGUGACAAAAUUAUCGGUGUGUUUGGGGCAGAGGUGGACUUGCCAAAAGGAGGAGGAAAUGAUCUACUGAUUGGGGGGCGUGGCAUUAUUUGCAUAUUUAUUUUACCUACACCCUCUUUUCCUUUCAGGUGGGUCUGCGAAGAAAUUCCAGACCUGAAGCUUGCUAUGGAAAACUAUGUUUUAAUUGACUAUGAUACUAAAAGGUAAGGUUAAGAGUCUCCUUACUUUUCAUUCCUUUCCUCCCCCAUGGCUGCCCCUAGAAGUCAUCGCUGGACUCACAGCGCCAGUCAGCCCCAACCAGCACGGCAAAUAGGGGUGAUGGGAACUGUCGUCUUGGACAGUGUGGGGCUGGGCUAGAUGACCUCUGGGGGUUCCUUCCAACUCAACAAUUCUUUGAUUCAGUGGCUCUUUCUUCUAUUUUAAACCAGCUCCAAAUUCUCAGGGGGGGGGGGCUGCUGUCGAGUCGCUUUUGUUGUAGAUUCACUCUGGAAGUUGGAAGCUUUUGGCAAGGGGAUUCUUCAGCUGUUCCAUGUUUGAGAGAGCUUGAUAAAGACAGCCUUUCUGAUAAGGGCUCCUUUCCUGUCCUGCCCUUCACCCCCCCCCUUCCCUUGCCUCUCCCCUGCCCUUUAGUCCUUUGAACGGUUAAUUUGUCCUGUUCACAAAUGUAAACAGGAGGAGAUUUUCCUGCUGCUUCCAUGUCCUCCUUGCAAGGAUGUGAAGGGAGGGGUCCUUCCCACCCCCUGGGGUCUUUCCAAACAGGCCAGGGAGUGUCCUGGGUUACCCCCCCACACAAAGUGCACGUGAAAAUAGAAAUGAAAAACUGCCGUGGGCGGAGGAACCCACCUGGGGUAGAGGGGGAAAAAACCCCCUUGGGUGGUUCACUGCAGGAGUUGAUGAAGAGGCUGAAAUAGCUGAGCAGCCCUGAUUUUUGCUCUCCACUCUCUCCCCCUCCCCCCCUUGAUGUUUGAAAUCUGAUUAUGCAAUGGGGCACGUGACUUCCCGUGCUGCCCCUCCUUUCCCUAUCUCCUGUCCUGAGUUGAUUCUUUAAUCCUGGUUUUAAAAAAAAAAGAAAAAGAAGGGAUUUUCAGACCAGCCAGGCAGCCCUGUUCAGCAAGUCUCUUUAGAGCCCAAGGAGCUGACUUGCAGCAAGGCUCAGUAUCGCUUGCACUGACUGGCAGCGGUUCUCCAGGGUUUCGGGGACUGGAACAUUCUCAUCCCUACGUGGGGGGUGGGGGUGGGUUGGGGCUGAACCUGAGACCUUCUGUGUGUAAAAGGAAAUGCUCUGUUGCUCUGCUGCAGGCCUUCCCCUUAAUUUUCCCGUCCUCUGGACUCCAAAUAGCCUCACAUCCUUACUCCAUUUAGCCCAGUAUCGUCCACACUGACUGGCAGCGGCUCUCUAGGGUUGUAGACGGGUUAAAGUAUGUAAAGAUGCCGCUCAGGAUUGAGCCUGGGAGAACAGAGCAGGUGCUCUCCUAUUGAGUUAUAGCCCCUCCCCAUUAAGCAGGAAGCAAGAGUCCAGUCCUCAACGUUCAGAAGGAAGGGCUGAUUUAACAACAACAACAACAAAUUUUAUUUAUACCCCACCCUCCCCAGCCAAGGCCGGGCUCAGGGCGGCUAACAACCAAUAAUAAAAACAAGUUGUUUGAAUACAAUUUAAAAAUAAGAUUAAAAUACAACAUUAAAACAUUAAAAUGCAGCCUCAUCACAGGAGGAGAAAGGGAAAAAAGAAAGAGGGGGAGGGAAUCAAAUUGGCUCCAAGCCAAAGGCCAGGCGGAACAACUCUGUCUUACAGGCCCUGCGGAAGGAAAUCAGAUCCUGCAGGGCCCUGGUCUCUUGAGGCAGAGCGUUCCACCGGGCCGGAGCCAGUGAUGAGAAGGCCCUGGCUCUAGUUGAAGCCAAUCUAACUUCCUUAAGGCCCAGGACCACUAGGGUGUUGCUAUUUAUGGACCUUAAGGUCCUCCUUGGGGCGGUCCCGUAGGUAUGAGGGUCCUAGGCCGUGAAGGGCUUUAAAAGUCAAAACCAGCACUUUAAAUCUGACCCUAUACUCCACCGGGAGCCAGUGCAGCUGGAAAAGCACUGGGUGAAUAUGCUCCCAUGGCAGGGACCCCUUAAGGAGCCUCGCUGCAGCACUUUGCACCCACUGGAGUUUCUGGGACAGCUUCAAGGGCAGCCCCGCAUAGAGCGAAUUACAGUAGUCAAGCCUGGAGGUGACUGUCGCAUGGAUCACUGUGGCCAGGUAGGGGCGGGAAAGGUAAGGGACCAACUGCUUGAUGCGGCGAAGGUGGAAAAAUGUCGCCUUGGCUGUUGCUGUAACUUGCGCCUCCAUGGAAAGGGAGGUGUCAAGGAUUACACCCAAACUCUUAACGGAAGGCAAUGGCACUAAUUGGGCCCCUGCAAGAGAAGGGAGUUGGUCCCUCAUCCCCAUACCAUCCCGGUGCAUAUUAAUUCAGAGUGCUGGUUUUGACCUAUAAAACCUUGAACGGCUCAGGACCGCAACACCCCAAGGAUCGCCUCUCUCUCUGUGAACGUACCUGGACCCUGAGAUCAUCCUUGAAGACCCUUCUUUGUGCCUGUACCAUGAAAGGUCUGGAGGGUGGCAACAGGAGAAUAGGGCCUUCUCUGUAGUGGCUCUCUGUUUAUGGAACACUCUCCCCAGGGAGGUCCGCCUUCAUUAUACACUUUGAGGCGCCAGGCAAAAACAUUCCUUUUUAACCAGGCCUUUGGCUGAUAGACAUCCAGUGCCCUUUUAAAAUGUGUUGGGGAACGGGGAGGAUUAUUGAGUUGUUCUUGUUUUUCAUUUUAUUACAUACUUUUGUGUUUUUGUAUUGCCAUUUCGUCUUGUGAGCCGCCCCUGAGAACUGAGGAUAUAGGGCGGUAUACUAAUUCAAUAAAGAAAACAAAUAAGCAAUAAAAAUAAUAAGCUCUCUUGCAUCAAGCCAUGCCACAUGUGCUGUCUGCAGAGACUGACAUAGGCUCUCCAGGUUUUAGAGGUGGGGGGAGAGUCUUUCCUAGCCCUCCAAACCCCCAUCCCAAUCCCAGAAAUGAUGGGGAACUGGAGCUGCAUAGCGCAAAGCAUUUCAGUAAAAAAUAUUUCUAAACUAGGCUUGCAAACUUUUCUGGCUGGAACUCUUAAAGCGGCUGGGAGGCUGCAGUCCUGUUCCAUGUACUUAAAGGGAACUCGGUGGGACUUAAACUGAGUGGAUGAAUGCAAUGGGGAGGGUGGGGUGGAGAGCUGGAUCCGGCUGGUGGGCCAGAUCCCAAAGAUGCUAGCCUUCCAAGGGUCAUUUUGAUGGGCAGGGUGGACAGUUGGCCACCUAUCAUCGGAGAUUGAAGCGCAGAGCCUUCGCUGGGAAGGAAGACUGGAAAACCAAAUACAAACCCAACACGCUCGUCCCAAUAAUCCUUGUUGAUUUGGGGCAGCCACCCUAAGCCUGGUGCCUUCCAGACAUCCGUUGGUCUCCCAGCGGCUAGUACAGGGGGUGGUGAUGAUGGGAUUUAUGUCUUGCAACAUCUGGAUGGCCCCAGGCUACAGAAGGUGCUGGGUUUUUUUUAAAGAAGACUUUGCAGACAAAACAUUCCUUUUGGGAGUGGCACAGGAUUACAACUACAAGGAGGAUGUUGGCAUCUGUGUAGCAUGGAUUAUUUUUUAGGGAGACACGCCUAGAAAGCUUAGGCCCAUCUUAAUUUGUCUGACUGCCAUAACUUUUUUUCUUUUCUCCUUCCGCCCUCCUCUCUUCUGAUCUUCAGCUUUGAAAGCAUGCAGAGGCUUUGUGACAAAUACAACCGCGCCAUCGAUAGCAUUCACCAGCUGGUAUGUAUGUGCCCUGCCCAUCCGCGCUGCUUGGCUUCUGGGUUGUUGUUGUUUUGAUGGGGGGCGGGUAGCCUGAUUUUGUUAUGUAUAAUUUUUUAUUAAAUUUUCUGUUUUACAAUUUCAAAUAUACAUUUUACAGUGGUACCUCAGGUUACAUACGCUUCAGGUUACAGACUCCACUAACCCAGAAAUAGUACCUCGGGUUAAGAACUUUGCUUCAGGAUGAGAACAGAAAUUGUGCUCUGGCGGCGCGGCAGCAGCAGGAGGCCCCAUUAGCUAAAGUGGUGCUUCAGGUUAAGAACAGUUUCAGGUUGGGACUUCCGGGGUGGCGCCAUCGGCAAUGGCGGACUCCCUCUGAAUUGGAGGGACUAGCUCCGUGCGAAAUGAGUCCUUUCCGCUACGGCGAAGCGGGGACCCUUUUAAAAAUCACAGGCGGAUGAAGCCUGUGACCAUGGGACUCGGCGGGCACCCUUAGCGCCCCCCCAACCCGCAAAGGAACCCACUAACGGGCUCCGAAGCGAAGAGGGGGAAGUGGCACGGUGCUGUGAGUCAACUGCUAUUUCCGUGGAGCGAAGCCGCACAGCUGUUGCCGGAGAGCGCUGCCUUUUUCCUGGGACAAUUUGGCUUCUAAAAUAAGCACCCGUGAGUACUUAAACUUUGAACAAUUGGACUUUAAACUUGCGAGCAGAAAGGAAUUGGACUUAAAAAUUUCACUUUAAUUUGGUACUGAAACGGGAAGGUCUAAACAGGAAGUCAGCCUUCCGUUUCUUUGUAGACAGAAUAAAGCAAAGACAACGUAAACUAGAGCUCAGAAAAUCGCCUCUAAAGGAUUGGCUUUCAUCAUUUAAAAUUGUUGAACCCCCCUUCGGCAGCAGGAGAAGAAGGGGGAUCUUUUCUGGACUGUUUAAACCUGCAGAAGUGAGUUUAAAGUAAAGUAACUUUCCACCGUCCUGAUCCUGGAGCGGGGUGUCAGGACUGACGUUUGAAGCUCAUUGACCAGAGACAAACGCUUUUGACAGAUAGCUAAAAGAAGAGAAACAUAGUGAUUCCAUUGUUUCCUUUUGCACCUUAAAGGAACAAAUAUUGACAAAAUAUCUGAAAAAAGGAAACUCUGUUGCUAGACUUGUCUUUAAAAGAAAGAUCAAAUAGAAGUUUUCCCCCUAGAGGGAGUCUGUGAAACUGUAACCAACUCCUGGGAGCUGGCAGCUGUUACAGAUUACAGUCGUGGGAAUAGACAUCUGACCUUCAGGACAAUGUAUUCAGAAGCUCUGUUGUGUGCUUUCUAUAAAACAAAUGCCCUACUGGAACAGCUACAUGAGAAGACGAAUUUGAUGGCUGAUUCGAUUAGAAAUUUUGGACAGGCAGUGGGAAAUUUUGAACAGGCAGUGGGAAAAUAUGUGGAGCCCACCCAGGAAUUAAAUCAGGAGUGUGCCCUGACAGAACAGGCCCAACAGGAAUAUGAGCUUUCAGAUUUGACAAAUGAACUUGGAAAAAGCCAGAUUUGGAAAGAAAAAGUUUGGUUUGGAAAUGGGGGGAUGGAUAGACCCCCCCUAUGCUGGGAUGUUUGGACUUUUCAAGUCUCGCAAUGGGCCGUGAGAUGUUUGGGAUUGUGGAGGCUCUCAAUUUUGGAGGGAUUUUGAAACAUGUUUUUAAAUACCACAUGGAAUUUAGUGUCGAUUAUGGAAAAGGGGCUGAUCUGUCGAGAAGGGUCAAAAAUAUUGCUAAGCUGGAGUUCCCACGAGUGAAGCAGAGCAGGAGACAAGGGAAAAUACAGUUACAAAUAUGAAGAAGAGCUGCGGAAGGGACAUGGAAGAGACUUAAGGGCCUCGGAUAUAAGGUUACCAGGUUAAUGCGCCAGAUCAAUGGGAUAAUAAGGACUGACAAAACCCGGGACCAGGAGGAAGGGACGCUGGAUGAAGAUUGGAUUUGUUUUUAUUUCUUUUUUUCACUACUAGGACUGUUUUAUAAAAUUGAUGAAUGUUAGAAAAAUGUUGGAAUGAAAUUACUUGGCUUUAGUAAAAAUGUUUAAAGAAUUAUGCAAGAAUAUUAUGGUUAUGAGAAGUUGGUAAAAAUAGGAUCUAAGUUUUAAGUUUCAAGGUUUUUUAUAGUAAGAUAAGAUUAAAAUAGUUUAAGGUAAUGUAAUGACAGAAUAUUAUGAAAUAUGGAAAGGAUUUGCUGUGACAAUUAACAACCAGGACACAAGGAAGGGGAGGAGGAGGAGGUCAAGGAAAGAGGGUAAUGACAGUUGAGAAUAAUGGAUUUGUUUGUAAAUGUUUUUAAAUGUUUGUGGUGUCUUUUUGUUUUUUUCUCUCUUACUUUGAAUUUGUAUAUGUAUGGUUGGAAGUGGCUUGUUUUUCUCUUUUUCUACUUUGUUUUUCUUUUGUAAUUUAAAAAAAAAAAUUCCCCCCAAUAAAUAUCAUUAAAAAAAAAAAGAAGAAGAACAGUUUCAGGUUAAGAACAGACCUCCAGAACAAAUUAAGUACUUAACCCGAGGUACCACUGUACAGACUUUAAAAUGACUUCCCUUCUUCUCUUUCCAUGGUUCGUUUUGCAUGUCUUACAUCCCUGCAUAUUUUACAAAAACUAUUCCAAUUGGUUUUCCACCAUUACAUCCAUCACAGUUAUUUUCCGUAUACUCAAUAUACGUUUUCCAAUCUUCUUUAAACAUAUGUUCUUGUUGCUCUCUUAUUCUGUAUUUUAAAUCAGCAAGUUGUGCAUAUUCUGUCAAUUUAAGUUGCCUGUCUUUCCAAGAUUUUUGAGGCCAGUUAGUCCUGCUCAUUCUCUGCUUGCUCCCGUGGGCAGGCAUAGUGCUCUGACAUGCUGGGUAUAGUGCCUCCUCCCCGGGUUUUCUCAAUUUAGCCUGGAUUACUUAGAAUUGUAGGGACGCGGGUGGUGCUGUGGUCUAAACCACAGAGCCUAGGGCUUGCUGAUCAGAAGGUCGGUGGUUCGAAUCCCCACGACGGAGUGAGCUCCCGUUGUUCGGUGCCUGCUCCUGCCAACCUAGCAGUUUGAAAGCACGUCAUAGUGCAAGUAGAUAAAUAGGUACCACUCUGGCGGGAAGGUAAACGGCGUUUCCGUGCUCUGAUUCACCAGAAGUGGCUUAGUCCUGCUGGCCACAUGAUCCGGAAGCUAGCUGUGGACAAACGCCGGCUCCCUUGGCCUAUAGAGUGAGAUGAGCGCCGCAAUCGCAGAGUUGUCCGCAACUGGACCUAAUGGUCAGGGGUACCUUUACCUUUACUUAGAAUUGUAGAGUAGGGACCGACCCCCAAGGGUCACUAGUUCAACCCCCAGCAAUGCAGGAAUUACUUAUUUAAAGCAAUUCUAACCCCGAUUCUUUAGCCCGGGGUGGGGGUUUGGGACCUGCCCCACCCCAGCCUAAGGGUCGCAUUCUGUUAUGGGCAGCUUUACAUUGCAGUGGUGGGAGGAGGCAGAAGGGGAAGUGGGUGGAGCAAUAGAUGGGACACUUUUCUGCAUGAGGCUACAUUUUAACCGCUCAGAGUUGGAAUAUUCCACACGGCACAGUAUAGUCAGUAGGGUUGCCACCUGUGCUGCAUAAAACAGGAUUGUCCUGUGUUUCAAUGCAAAAUGCUACGCUCUGUAUUGAUUCAAUACAAGAUGCAGUUAGUCCUAUAUUUCCCCUAUUCCACACACCCCCCUGCCAAGUUAAGGAUCCUCUCCUCCGCCCCUACAGGGAUGUCAUCCCUGGCUUGGCAGGAGAAACUGCCUCUCACUUCUUUCCUCCUUUCUUCCUGCUCCUGCUUCUUGACAGCGGAGGCAGAGCAGUAGCCAUCACAACAGCCUUAUCUUCCUCCCUGAAUUUGUCUCCCCCUCUCUUAAAGCCCCCACUUCAUCUUGUGCAAGUGAAUUCCACGGUUCUAAGUAUGCAUUGGGACGCGGGUGGCGCUGUGGGUAAAUCCUCAGUGCCUAGGGCUUGCUGAUCGCAUGGUCGGCGGUUCGAAUCCCCGCGGCGGGGUGCGCUCCCGUCUUCGGUCCCAGCUCCUGCCCACCUAGCAGUUCGAAAGCACCCUUAAGUGGAAGUAGAUAAAUAGGUACCGCUUUAUAGUGGGAAGGUAAACGGCGUUUCCGUGUGCUGUGCUGGUGCUGGCUCGCCAGAGCAGCUUUGUCACGCUGGCCACGUGACCCGGAAGUGUCUCCGGACAGCGCUGGCCCCCGGCCUCUUAAGUGAGAUGGGCGCACAACCCUAGAGUCGGACACGACUGGCCCGUACGGGCAGGGGUACCUUUACCUUUUAAGUAUGCAUUGUAUGUAGAAGUUGUUCCUUUCGUCUGCUGGCUUCACUGGGCACCCCAGGUUCUAAUGUUUUAUGAGAGGCACAGAAGCGCCUUCCUGUUGCAUGUGGCAAAGUGUGUAUAUGUGUGUCUCUCUCCCCUCACCCUCCUGCCUCUCCCAUUUUGUUCUCCAGUGGAAAGGAACCACGCAGCCCAUGAAACUGAACACCCGCCCCACCAAUGGGCUCCUGCGCCACAUCCUGCAGCAAGUCUAUAACCACUCGGUGACCGACCCCGAAAAACUCAACAACUAUGAACCCUUUUCCCCGGAGGUGUAUGGCGAAACUUCCUUUGACCUGGUUGCUCAGAUGAUCGAUGAGAUAAAAAUGACCGAGGAUGACCUGUUUGUAGACUUGGGCAGCGGUGAGUGUUGCCGUACACUGUCUCUGCCCUCUCCUGUCUCUGCCAUGAAACCUAUCUUUACCCGAAACUGUUUCAUUUCUUCUGUAGAACAUUCAGCACAUAGCUGUCAACCGUCCCUUAUUUGGCAGGAAAGUCCCUUAUUCCAGCGCCGUGUCCCGCUGCUGUCCCUUAUUGAUGAUGUCCCUUAAAUUUCCCGGGUUUCAAAGGAAGCAGCUCCUCUCCCUCCAUCCCUGCCGGUCAGGGAGGAGGGAGGCUCCAACUGUGUUGCUCACCCAGUAAGGAGUUUUAAGAACGACUGGGGGGUGGAGCUUGCAUGCCUUGUCCAAUCAAAUUGGCCGCAUUGCCUGGGGACUCGCCUUUGCUUCCCAGCAGAGAGGUGACGGUGGUUUUCCUUGCUGCAUCCCCUUUGCCGGGUUGCUGCGCUGUGGGAACCACCGCUUGAGGCUUCGUUUGGCUGCUGGCUGGGCUUUCUGCCUUUGGCUUGGAGGGGCUCGGAAGUUGAACAUACCUGUGCCCUGAAAAUCCCUUAUUUUGGCUGCUGAACCCUUAUUUUUGAGGCUGCUGGUCCCUUAUUUUCAAAUCUGUAAGUUGACAGCUAUAAUUCAGCAGCGUGUACCAGUUUGCUUAGGAAGCAGCUGAGCUGUGUAAAUAAUGGCCCACUUUGGAUGUGAUGGCCAAACCACGGUUUCUUUAGCAGGGCUAUGCUUUUGGUCCCCUUUUGCUUUCCUCAUGUCCUGGAGCAGGGGUCGGCAACCUGCAACCCAUGGGCCACAAGCGGCCCAUGGGGGUCGUUUAAAUGGCCCCCAAGCCGUCCCCGAACCGAGCUUGUCGUUUUCCACUAAUGACCAGCAGAAUUGGGAGGGAGAAGUGGGCGUAUUUAGCAUUCACUCUGGAAGGGAUGUGGGUGGUGCUGUGGGUUAAACCACAGAGCCUAGGACUUACCGAUCAGAAGGUCAGCGGUUCAAAUCCCUGCGACAGAGUGAGCUCCCAUUGCUCAGUCCCUGCUCCUGCCAACCUAGCAGUUCGAAAGCACGUUAAAGUGCAAGUAGAUAAAUGGGUACCACUCUGUCGGGAAGAUAAACGGCAUUUCCGUGCGCUGCUCUGGUUCGCCAGAAGCAGCUUAGUCAUGCUGGCCACAUGACCCGGAAGCUGUACGCUGGCUCCCUUGGCCAAUAAAGCCAGAUGAGUGUCGCAGCCCAAGAGUCGGUCACAACUGGACCUAAUGGUCAGGGGUCCCUUUACCUUUACUGGAAUGGUAUAGUCGAUUCUGCUCCGUUUCUACCUGUCUCCUCUCCUCUUCUCCGUUUCUACCUGUCUCCUCUCCUCUCAGGUGUGGGCCAAGUCGUUCUUCAGGUAGCAGCAGCCACAAACUGCAAGCAUCACUAUGGCGUGGAGAAAGCAGAUAUUCCGGCCAAAUAUGCGGAGGUACGUAGCUCGUGUGUGUUUGUGUGGUUAGAAAGGGGGAGCAUCCUGUGACCUACAUUAGAAGCAUAGCUGUCAACUUUCCCCUUUUUUUAAGGCUGAUUCCCUUAUUCCGAAUAGGAUCCCUCACAAGAAAAGGGAAAAGUUGACAGCUAUGAUUAGAAGCCAAGUGCAACGUAGAGAAAUCUAGACUUGAGGGGUGUGCAGGCUCGUUUUAAAGAAUCUGAAAGAAAUCUGCACAGGGAGAACAUGACUUCUUUCCUUUUACAGCCUGUAGAAAUGGUGCUACUUCAGCAAUUGGGUGCACAUGUAGAUACCCCAAGCCUGCAAUCUUGUGCUUUAAAUUCUGCCUUGAUACAAUAGGGCGUCCAGCAGCAGCUUCUGUGAAUUGAUAAAAAUAUGUAUUCAGAUUUCUUUCCAUUGUGUAAAAUAUCUGGGCCGUGUGCCACAAGCAGUACAGGUGAAAACAGAGCACUAAAUGCAGUCAAUACAACACAGGAUAAUUAUAAAAAAAAUGUUCUCUGCUGGUGCAAGUCCUUGGUGGUUAAUGAUCUCUGCCGCAGUUGCUGUGUUCCCCCAGGUUGCUGGAAACGGGUCACUAUCCAAUUUACUACUAACAGCACACCUGCUUUCUCCUCCCCUCUUCUCUCCUCCCGGCUGCCUGCCUUUCCAGACGAUGGACAAAGAAUUCAGAAAGUGGAUGAAAUGGUAUGGGAAAAAACAUGCAGAUUACACAGUGAGUUGAAACGGAACCGCAAACGUUACCGCCCACCAAACCCUGUUGCAAAUCACCCUCCUUCCCCCUCUGUUUUGGUGUGGGGUUUUCAGAGGCUACACCUUUGUGUAGGGGCAGAGAACCUUUUCUGGUCUUGGGGGGGGGGGAGGAGGGCACAUGCCAAUUGUGGGUGAGCCAGAACGGGCGGACAACCACGAUGUGACACCUAUGAGUCUUUUUCUGUGGAAGGUUACACCUAGGCCACACGCCCACAGUACAUUAAAGUGCUAUGAUAUCUCUGUAAACAGUCAUGGCUUCUUCCCUCAAAGAAUUUUGGGAACUGUAGUUUGCUAAGGGGGCUUGAGGGACGCAGGUGGUGCUGUGGGUUAAACCACAGAGCCUAGGACUUGCCAAUAGGAAGGACAGCAGUUCGAAUCCCCGCGGCGGGGUGAGCUCCCGUCGUUCGGUCCCAGCUCCUGCCCACCUAGCAGUUCGAAAGCACCCCUAAGUGCAAGUAGAUAAAUAGGUACCGCUUUAUAGCGGGAAGGUAAACGGCGUUUCCGUGUGCGGCGCUGGUGCUGGCUCGCCAGUUGCAGCUUUGUCACGCUGGCCACGUGACCCGGAAGUGUCUUCAGACGGCGACGGCUCCCGGCCUCUUGAGCAAGAUGAGCACGCAACCCUAGAGUCGGUCACGACUGGCCCGCACGGGCAGGGGUACCUUUACCUUUUACCUUUACGGGGGCUUGAAGUGGCUUGGCGAUCCCUUUUCCCCUCCCAGAGUUUCGUGGGAAGAGGCAUUGAUUGCUAAAGCGCUUUUGGCAGACCCUCCAAGUGUCCCUACUUUCCAGGGACAGUCCUGGAUUUAUAGAAGCCGUCCCGGUUUCUGAUUUGAUUCCGGAAUGUCUCACUUUUACUUUGGACGUCCCUAUUUUCAUCGGAGAAAAGUUGGAGGGUAUGGAGUUAAUGUGACCCCUGAACUAUCUGAAGGCAGCCCUGCAUAGGGAAGUUUUUUUUUUUAAGUUUGAUGUUUUAAUAUGUUUUUAUUUUAUUUAUAUACGUCAGAAGCUGCCCCAGAGUGUCUGGGGCAACCAGGUCAGAUGGGAGGGGUAUAAAUAGCAAAAUGAUAAUAAUAAUAAUAAUAAUAAUAAUAAUAAUAAUAAUAAUAAUAAUAAAUAGAAUAGAACUUUCUUAUUUUCAUCAGAGAAAUGUUGGAGGGUUUGGUUCUUGGGGGGUGGGGAAUGCAGUGACUGUUUAAAGUGGUAUUACAGUGCUUGAAAAAUGUACGGUGUGGACAGAGCCCUAGUCCAUGCAGCUGCCAUAGGUCCUGCACAUGCAUCUCUCCCUUCAGGCAAGCAAGAGGAAGGCAAAAGCACUCGGGGGGGGUGGCAGAGGGUCAGAGAGAGGACAUGAGUCCUGAGGGCCAGGUAGAGAGGGCUUGGGGGACCCCAUCCAGCCCACAGACUGGAGGUUUCCCACUUCACACACGGGGUGUCACUAGAACCCUUGCACCCAUCGUCAAUGGGGAAUUCUAAGAAACAAACCAGUGCAGUUAUUCAAGGUCCAGCUGGCCGUUGUGAUUCAAAGUGGCAUCCAGUCAUAUCCUAGCAAAGGUGGAAACUCUACCACCAGCAUCUCAGGAGCCACCAUGCAAAAUGUGGUUGUAGUAGUAGUAGUAGGUUUAUUAUUUAUACCCCGCCUAUGUGGCUGCGAUUCCUUAGAGGUUUCCACAUGCAGAGGGAAGAGAAAAGGCAAAUGGCUUUGCGAAAUGUAUAGUAGGUGAUGGCAUCAAUAAAAUCCAUUUAGAAAACGAAAAGAAAUGGGGUUCUGAUUCUCAUGCUGGGGAAGGAAGCCCUCCCUGCAAGAUUGGCUCAGCCUCUGGAUUCCUGCUUGUCCAAGAGAGGCUUUUCCUUUAAGUUCCAGAUCCUCAGAUGAUUAUUGUUAUUGUUAUUGUUAUUAUAAUUAUUAUUAUAUUGUAUGCUGCCCAUCUGACUAGGUUGCUCCCAGCCACUCUGGGCGGCUCCCAACAGAGUAUUAAAAGCACAAUAAAACAUCAAACAUUAUAAAGUUCCCUAAACAGGGCUUCCCGAAUUCAGCUCCUUUCUUAAAGGCAAGCAGCCUCUGCCUAGACCCUGAACAACUCCUCCCUAGAAAUUCCUAGGGAAUUUCUGCUCCCAUUUCCAUUAUUGAGUUAAGGCUUGAAAGCUUCCCGUUGGCAAUUAAUGCUGACAGAUGGUGCUUCCCCCCCACUUCUUGGCGGUUCCUACUCGGAAGUAUCCCCUCCUGAAUGCUGGCCAGGUAUCUGGGGGGAGCUUAAUGACGCAGAGCCUAUGGGAUGUUGGAGCGCUUGAGUGGUUGUUUCCUGGAUAGCUCCUGCAAUGAGGUCGUUCUGCCUCUCCUUCCUUCCCCUGCCCUUUCUCCUCUGAAAUGCUCCCCACCUAUCACUCCCCCCCCCCCGGUUUCUCUAAUGACCAAAUAUGGUGUGUGUGUGUGUUUAUAUGCAUUAGAUGGCACAUCUUGCAAGAGGAAAUUAAAUCGGCUGCUUAGCUUAAUGACUUUGACGGUGUGGGAGGGAGAACUUGCGGGAUAAUUCAGGAGGAGGAGAGGGACAUCAUCUCAGCCCAUCAGCAGCAGCAGCAGCAACAACAGCAGCAAAUAUAGCACAUCUAUUCUCCCAAUUCCCCGGGACGCGGAUGGUGCUGUGGUCUAAACCACAGAGCCUAGGACUUGCUGAUCAGAAGGUCUGCAGUUCGAAUCCCUGCGACGGGGUGAGCUCUCGUUGCUCGGUCCCUGCUCCUGCCAACCUAGCAGUUCGAAAGCACGUCAAAGUGCAAGUAGAUAAAUUGGUACCAUUCCGGCGGGAAGGUAAACGGCGUUUUCGUGCGCUGCUCUGGUUCGCCACAUGACUGGCCACAUGACCCAGAAGCUGUACGCCGGCUCCCUCGGUCAGUAGAGUGAGAUGAGCACCGCAACCCCAGAGUUGUCCGCAACUGGACCUAAUGGUCAGGGGUCCCUUUACCUAUCUCCCAAUUGCUCAAGGUGGUUGCGUACUUCUCCCCAGUUUCUCUUCCUGCCUUUGACAUGUUAGGAUGUGGCAGGUCGCUCACCACCACUUAGGUCAGCAAGGUUUAUGUUGCCUGGGCCGGAUCGCAUGUGCUCCCGUGAUUUUUGGCACGUGCGUAAACACAAUUUUCGGCAUCUGUGCAGACGCGAUUUUCGGCGCCGCAGAAGCAAGUUCCCGCACUGCGCUGUACCACUUUAGCGCAGCACGUGAGCGGGAACCUUGGUUUGUGGGCGGCUUGUGGGCCGGUCAAACGACGUCCGCGUGCCGCUUCUGGCCCAUGGGCCUUAGGUUGCUGACCCCUGACUUAGGGUCUUCAAACCUCCCAAAUUGGUACAGCUUUUUCUUAGAGGGGGAAAUCCAAGCUGAAGCUGGCAUUCUUUUGUGGAAUGUGCAGAUAAUUUGUUGUUAGUUUCCGCAUGGGAAUUGGGAGUCACUUGCACCCCCCCCAAAAAAAACUUGGUGGGUUUUGGGGUGUGAGUCCAGUGCUUUUUUCCUUGGGGCACUCAAGGGUACACAGUACCAUUUGUCUCUCCCCUCCUUGCAAAAAAGAGAGGUAAUUUUAACCGUCUGCUCCUUUUGCAGCAAAAGGAAAAAAGAAAAGGUCUGCCAGGUAUUAAGCCAUUCCGGAUUUAACGCUUCUUUUUUCCUCCUAAGCGGGAACUUUUUACCGCUCAGAUAUUUGAAAAAAAAAAAAAAAGAGAGGAGGAACAAAAUACCCAAGCCCUCCUCCAACGGCUUCCAUAGCUUUGAAACAGAGCCACGUUCCGUAGCUUUGGGUUCCUGCCGCUCUUGAGUGUGUGUCUAAGAAAUAUUAUUAUUAUUUCAAAAAUAGCUGUGUGUGCUUUUCCAGGCAGAACAAACAGGUCUUUGUGAGCCAAGUGUCGUGCUCAGAGAGGACUCUCGGAAUGCAGGAUUUUUCUCCCUUCCAUGUCUGCGUUACGUUACAGCCAGCUAUCCUGGCCACACUUCCCCCCUGCUGCAAACGGAGGGUUUUCUUUUCAGAUUUAUUUUGGAGCCCAGAUUAAUUUUGGAGUCCAAAACUCCCUCCCCUGCAACCCCCACCUCCAUAGGACCUCCACAGACCGCUGGAAAUCUGCCCUUGCUCCUUCUUAAUGUCUUUUGCACAGACCCCACUUUCUCUUGGCAGAGUCACACCCCCUGCCUGCUAUGAAACGUGAUUUCCUUCUGCGGUCUCUGCUGGGUAGACCCUGUGUUGUGGGGAGGUAGGGUGUGUGCAAGGGAACUUGCUUCCUGGCUAUGUUUGGAAAAUUCCAGCUGAAUUGAAAAUCUCCACUGAAACAGGAGUUUGGGGAGAAUGGUGUCACCUGGAAAAGUUCAUUGGCUUGUGCAGGAUUCUGGUUUGAUUCCAAGCCCCAGUUCAAAGCGUUGCUUCUUAAUUCUUUUUCUCCCGCUUGCGAAAGAUGGAGGGAUCCCUCUGUCUAGAAGAGGCAUUCUCUCCUGAGAGCAAGGGAUGCUUCAUAUUUAGCUGAGAUUCCUGCAUUGCAGGGGGUUGGACUAGAUGACCCUUGGGUCCCUUCCAACUUUACAAUUCUAUGAUUAUUAUUUUUCUAGACCCCAGGGAUGGGCAACUUCCCUGCAGGGGCUGCUAGACCACUAGCAUGGCUGGUGGUCAGGGACAAGGGCUUAGGACUUCAUAUGUAAAGCGUCUGGAAAGUCUGAUUUUCAAAUUAUGUGCAAUUUUCUCCCGUUAUAGCUCUGCUCCAGAGUAAGCAGCACCAAGCACCUAAUGUGAGGUUUACAGUCAGUUUCCGACUUGAGUUGAAAUUACUAUUCAUGCUGCCAAUACCAUGUUUAUUAUUAAAUUGUAUUUUUUAAAAAAAUUAAAUUUGUAUACCACCCUAUAUGCCUGCAGGUCUCAGUGUGGUUCACAAGAUAAAAUCACAAUACAGUGGUGCCUCGCAAGACGAAAUUAAUCCGUUCCGCGAGUCUCUUCGUCUAGCGAGUUUUUCGUCUUGCGAGUUUUUCGUCUUGCGGGGCACCACUGUAUAUAUAUAUAUAAAACAGAACAAGAACAACCUAAUAACGCCCCCCCAACCCCCACAUUUUAAAAGGGCAUUGGAUGUCAAUCAGCCAAAGGCCUCAUUAAAGAGGAACAUUUUUGCCUGGGAUCUAAAGUUGUAAAAUGAAGGCGCCAGGUGAGCCUCCCUGGGGAGAGCGUUCCACAAAAGGGGAGCCACCACAGAAAAGGCCCUGUUCUCGUGUUGCCAUCCUCUGGAUCUCUCAUGGAGGAGGAACACAAAGAAGGGCCUCAGAAGAUGAUCUCAGGGUCCAGGCAGGUUCCUAUGGAAAGAGGCAGUCCUAGUGGUCCUGUGGUCUUGAGCCGUUUAAUACCAAUUCUUUUGACCAUAUAUCUACAAUUUGUAUCACCAAAAAUAAUCAGUAGCUAUAAUGUUGGACAGCAAGUUGCAGUUUCUUUAGUAAUAUUAUUUCUUCCAACAUUAAGUUCCAGCAAUCUUGCACCAAAAUACAUUCCCACAUUGAAUGAUAACAUGUGCCAAGUUUAUCGCGACCCCUCCAACAAAUAGCCGAUAUGGGAGAGAACAUUUUCUUUGAUUAUUGCACAUGGAUUUGUGGUUUUUUUAACGGAAGAGUCAGCCGCCUUGAACAUUCCUCUGCAGAGGCACAGAUUUAUUCUCAUGGAUUUGCAUAAACAGAGAGCUUUGAGGUGGAUAUCCUCCAAGCCAGUUGCUGUCUUUUGGCUCCCUCCUUGCCUUGGGAAGAUGGAAAUAUCUGGUGCAGAUGGUGCCUCUCCUUUGCUGCUCGCUAAGCAGAUUAUGUUUCCACCAUUGCGACCAGAGAAACAAGACGGGGAAGGUUGGGUGGAGGGGAGGAGACACACAGCAGUUUAAUAGGAGCCAGUGUACGUGAUGCCUUCUGUUCUGAUCUCUCUAUUCCCCCUGCACCAAAAAGUAGGAAAAAGUAAGAGGGGUGUGACUUUUCCUUUCGGUCUCCUUAUUUCAGUGCCUUGUCAGUAGCCCAAAUAUAUUCAGAAAUCUGUAUUGCGGGCUGGUCUUAGGAAGAUGUUCCCUCUGCCUCCCUCUUUCGGCACGGUAGCAAGCGCAGCUGCAUUUUGCCAGAGAUGUAAAAGUUGGCUGAGUUAAAACAAGAAAGUCAAACUCCAUUUUCUCUCUCUUUCUCUCCUCUUCUUAGCUGGAAAGAGGCGACUUCCUCUCGGAAGAAUGGCGGGAGAGGAUCGCAAACACAAGGUAUGGCACUCUGUCUUUUAACACAGACCCCCCCCCCCGGCGCAGAAUGGGGUUCACCUGCUUUUCCUGCCCCCACGUCUUAUUCAUUGGAUGCUAGAUAUUGCCCCCGUCUCAUUUCUUUGCGAGGAGAGAGUGCUGGGUUGCUUAGGGCAUCCUGCUCAGGGGCUCACCUGGCUAGUGGUGGCUGCUAUUUAACUGUCCUUCACCCUAAGAUCCCAGGGCAGGUUACAGCAGUUAAAACGGUUUGGAACAACUCGGGGGCCACAAAGAGAUGUGGGUCCUAAAAAUAUGGACUUCGGGUGUCAAAGGCCUGGGGCAAAAACCUGUGAUUCCUCCAGAAGCUGUGUGCUGAAGGUUCCAAUAAUAAUAAUAAUAAUAAUAAUAAUAAUAAUAGUAAUUUUAUACCUCGUGCACCUGGCUGGGUUUCCCCAGGCACUCUCAGUGGCUUCCAUAUGAAAACAUAAUAAAACAUUGAACAUUAAACAUUUCCCAAUACAGGACUGUCUUCAGGUGUCUUUUAAAAGUUGUGUAGUCAUUUGUCUCAUUGACAUCUGAUGGGAGCGCAUUGCACAGAGUGGGUGCCACCACUGGGAAGGCCCUCUGCCUGGUAGCUUGGAACUUCACUUCUCGCCUAGGGUUAGGGAACUGCCAGAAGGCCCUUGCAGCUGGACCUCAGUGUCCAGGCUAAUGCACCUCUUUGGGGAAGGAGUUCCACGGCUUCGGGGCCACCACUGAAAAGCCCUCUCCGCCGAGGCAGCCACCACCCCUGAACUUCUGAGGGAGGUGGAGCUGCCAAGAGGGCCUCUUCUGCUAUCUCGGCACCUGAGAGGGUCUGUAGAGAAGGAAGUGGGCUUUCGGGUACUAAAACCAGGGGGAUGGGAAGUGUCAGGCUUGGAUUGGUGUGACCGGGACGUAUUUAAUGCUUUUAAAAAACCCAGACCAUGUUGCUUGGAGCACCGCUGAAUUGCAUUAGCAUUUCCAUGUGGCUGGUCUUUUCUUCUAAGUUAUUUUACAAAUGUGAAACACAUUCCCCUGUAUUUUCUGAGGUGGCUUUAGUGAAACACAUGUGAGAGUUGAAAGCUAUGUUAUGCCUUGCCUUGCCAACAAAGUGCAUGUGUGUGCACGCGCAUGUGUGUGUACGCACACACACAUACACACACACAUGCACCCUUCCCCCCACCCCUGGCAGCAAAAGCAAGACAGUAUGUGUCCAUGUUUUACUAAAACUCCUCUUACCUUCCAGUGUUAUUUUUGUGAAUAACUUUGCCUUUGGACCUGAGGUGGAUCAUCAGCUGAAGGAGCGAUUCGCAAACAUGAAGGAAGGUAAUGAGUUGCGUCCUCUCCACUGGCCUCACCACUGUUGGGAUGACAGUUGGGCUUUUUCAGUUGUGUGGUGGCAGCAAUGAGUAUGUUCUUUGUAUGUUGGAGGUGGCUGUUCUGCCCGCAGUAAACGGGCUUCCUAGAAUGGAUAUCGGCAGGGGCAACUGAUGUCGUGUUUCUAGAUGUUCCUGCACGCUGGCUCCCUUCAGCCAGCGCAGCCGAAGCUCAGGGAGCUGUAGCUCAUAGAUAUAUGAACGGAGAUCCUUGCAAUCUGGGAAUCACAGCUAAAGAAUCCCACUCAAGCUCUGUUUAAAAUCCUCCAUUGUAGGAGAGUUUGCUACCUUCCAAGGGAGUCCGUUCUACUGUCAAGCAGUUGUUAACACCAGGAAGUUGUUUAGCUGGAAUCUCGUUUCUUGCAAUCUGUAUCUGUUGGUUUGGCAGCAGAAAGCAAGCUUAUUCCACCUUCAGAUGUUUGAAGGUGACCAUCCUAUCCCCUCUCAGUCUCUUCUUUUUCCAGGCUAAAUGUAUCAACUCCUUCAACUGUUCUUCAUAAGGCUUGGUUUCCAGACCCUUGAUCAUCUUGGUCUCCCUCCUCUGCCCACCUUCUAGCUUGUCAACAUCCUUCUCAGCCUCUCAUCCUGUUCCCACAGUGGCCAGCCACUUCCUCUCACCCUCUCUUAAAACAGCCACUAUCAGUCCUUGUCUUUGUCCUUCAACAGAAAACUGGCUCAGGUUGAUCUCACCUUGUAAAAAUUAUAACAGCCCACAAAUGAUGACUUGACACCUGCUCUUGAAAUGCGAUCUGGUGGCCUCGAUGAGUCUUGUGGCUGUGAAACUCCCUCCCAGGCGCUUUUGUUUCAGCCUGCCAGGCUUCUUUGAUCUCAUGGGUGUUGUCACAGGGAGCAGUUCUCUUCCACAGGUGUCAGGCAAAAGCUUUGUUCUCUUCUCACCCUUUGUCUUGGGGUUUUCCUUCCACCCCAGUUGGGUGAUUUGGGCCCAAUUCUUUGUGUGUGCAUGUGCAAUUUCUAACUGAAUUUUAUACAGGGUGAGUCCUUUAAAAGAGGCCUUGUGGGUACAGAGUACACAUGUUCCAUGGGGCCUCUUUUAAAAGACUCACCCUGUAUUAAAACCAAAAAUGCCAAUUUCUAAGUACAUAUAUCACAAUAUUACACAUUCUGGCAGAUCUGUGACAAUGUUUUUCUCUCUAGUGAUAUGACCGAGUAAUAGAAAAAUACCAUAGCUAUACAACUAAAAAACCCAAGAUGACUAUUAACCCAUCUGGCAGAAUAGUAUAGGAAGAUUGCUGUAACAAAAAGCAGAAGGCUGCAUUUGGCUGGCAUUUUUUUUAUAUACAGAUAGGCAUCCAGAAUAAAUCUCCCUCUGACGCAGUGUUGAAAACUCUGAUAAAUGAGCUAGGUGCCAAGUGGCUCCUGAAACCAAGAUUACAGUUGCCAAAAUUCAAUGCCUAGUUACCCCUUUCGGGGCAAAAUGGCUCUAAAGUCUUAUUCUCCGAAUGAAGGACUGACUGUGAUGGAUUAUCAGUUAAGCACCUGGCUAGUUCAGAGGACAACCUUGAGCCAGGUUAAGAGCUCUGAGAAUUUGAAGAAGAAAAGUCACUUGAUCCAGGGACGGUCCACAUAUCUAUUGGCCUGUUCCAUCCUCUUUCUCUUAGCGGUGGCUACUCCAGCUCAGGCUACACAGAGAAAGCAUUUUGGUUCCAGAAAUUAUUUCUGAUUGCGCAGAUGAAAUACAACGGCUAGAAUUCUACAGGAUGGGGAAUUACAAUCCUGAUCCAGUGAUCCCCAGGCAUGCACCUCCAGACGGUGGAGAUACCAGGCACCGUUGUGGCGCCCAGGCAUGUUCACUUGGUUGCAGGUGGUCAAAAGCCAGGGGCAAAAGGCGCCUGGCGCCUGGCUAAUUUCAAACACAGCUCUCACGUCAGUGAGAUUUUGCCAGAAGCCGCUGCAGCUAGGGCUGGGCCCAGUUUACUAGGGCUGAUCUGAAUGUUCAUGUGUGUGCCUGUGUGUGCCUGUGGUUCGGCUGCUCCAAUAUUUAUUGCUUAAACGCUUUCACACAUGUUUUUUUGUUCCUCUUUUUUGCUCUUCCUCUCCCUCAUUCAGCUCUUCAGACAAAAGGUCUAGCUUUAGAUGUGGCAAGUGUUCAUGUCCUCUGUAUUGCUGUAUUUACCCUGUGCUGUUGUUGUUUUUAAAAAAGACCGCAAGUACACUUAAUUGGUGAAUAUGGUUCACUAGGCUGAGGGGGCGCUGCUGCAGAACGCCACCGGUCUCUGCCCACCCUUCUCUGCCCUCCGUAUAAAGAGCAAUUAACCUGUGACCUAAAAGGAAACAAUUUAUAUGCAGCCAUUAGGGAAGCUUUCUUGAGCCCUGUAAAUCACUUCAGGUGUUAUUUGGGGUGGGUAGGGGAUCCCUUAUCUUCAGAUGUCAAGGCCAAACUCCUAAUGCCCGCAGUUCAUAUAAAACCAUCUGUUCAACUUGGUGAGUCGGGGGGGGGGGGGGAGAGAGUUAAGACAGUUUACGUGCAGCACCCGUGAACCUCCCUGAUGGUAAGAUUGUCAAAAUGGUUAUUAACACGAAGUCAAAAGUGCAGGCGGAAAAGAAAGAGGGAAAACAUGAUUAGAGGUGUAGAGCGCAGUAGCAAUACCGUGUUUCCGAAAUUUAACAGAGAGCAGAUAAUGUAGAAAAAUCAAAGCAGCACGAAAAGCCUUUUUUGUUUUGCAAUUUAGCCGGGGAAGAGAGUGUGGCACAUAUCUGAAAUUGACCCGUAAGGAGUGGAAUCCCUCCCGAUGGCAGGGAAAUGUUUCAGGUCCUGGAAAUGUGUCAUUGCGAGUUCUUUCCUCUGCAAUAGCCAGAGUCCACCUAUUCCUGCACCACAGGGAGAGAGGGCCAACUCUUCAGUUUCUUGGCCAAAUGUAUUCUCUCUGUGGUUUGUUUACUUUUGAUUUCUGUUCCCUGCCUUUUGUUUGCCUGUGCUUUUUGAUUUUACGUUAGCAAGGAACAAUGAUCGGGGGAAAGGAGAGAUUCCGAAAGCCUUGCCUUUUUGACAUAAGAAUGCACAAAUUUGACCUGUGCCCUUUCCACUGCUUUAGGGUAACUAACGAGGGGGCUCUGCUCCUGCUUUUUCCCCUGACAGGUGGCCAGAUUGUAUCCUCGAAACCUUUUGCACCAUUGAACUUUAGAAUAAACAGUCGAAACUUGAGUGGUAAGACCUCUCUCUAUUUUAAAAGUGUGUUAGGUUUUGAACUGAGCGUGAGCAGCUGGGUGUGCAUCCUUUGUGCCUUCUCCCUCGGAUGUCCCUGGGCUUGAACUUGUUGGGAGAUAACGCCGAGGCCUUGUGCCUUCCCCCAAUGCAGCGUCGCCCGGGAUUCAUCACUCCGGUCUCCCGUCACACUGAUGCGACCCAUAUCCUCCUGGGACACGAGCGCACGACUAGCAGAGUCCAAAAUAGAAGCGUUAGCUUUGGGGUGUAACAUCUAAUCCUUAUUUAUUGCAACGAAAUCAAACACAACAGUACAAAGUAAACAUGGCUCCUCUUUCUCUCUCUUCCUCGGAGAGAACGCUGAAACGAAACAUCGCUGUGAGAGAACAGUGGGAGGAAGGGAACAAACAGUGUAUCUCCCUUUCCUCUUAUAUAGCUCUAACAAUCAGCAGCUGAAAUGUAUUACAUACAGACACAUGAUCCAACAAUCCUAUAACUGCAGCGUAGGGAGGGGUGAAAUCCUAACAGAACUCCCAUCAUCUAAGAAGAGGCAUCUCUACCACCCAGGAAGGGAUGCCUGUUCUAAAUAGAGACAUUCCUAGAAUGACAGUACUUGGAGGGAUGUAGGUUCCCCAUCUCUGCUCUAAGAAAAGGCAUUCCGUCUUCUCAAGAGGGAAUGAUACCGCAACGAAUGCUAAUUCUUAGGUCAGGACAGGAAAUUUCUGUGUGUCUCUGAUCCCUCUGCCAGAUGUUGUCAGAGCCUCCAGUUGUUUUGGGACUACAACUCCCAUCAUCCCUAGCUAGCAAGACCAGUGGUCAGGGAUGAUGGGAAUUGUAGUCCCAAAACAACUGGAGACCCUCGUUUGGGAAGCCCUAUGUUAAGAGUCUCAAAUCGCAGCACCCCUGACCACCUACUCAGCCACACCUAGAGAUGACCGAUCUUUGGUGUAUGGAAACAGGCUUUUGUUUUUUUUAAAGAACCUAAGAAGAGCUUGCGGGAUCAGGCCAAUUCUGGUCCAGCAUCCUGUUAUUGCAGCGAGACGCCUGUGGGAAUCCUGCAAUCAGGACCCCAGCCCAAGAGCUCUCUCGCCUUCCACCGCAGCUGGUAUUCAGAAGCACUUACUGCUUCUGGCCAUUGUGGCUUGGCAGCCUUCUCCCCCUCCGUCAAUUUGCCCAGUCCUCUUUGAAAGCCGUCUAAGUUGCUGUCCACCCCUGGCUCCUGCGGGAAUGAGUUCCCUAGUGAAACAGCACGAAGGGUGGGGUGUCACUCUGAAAUGUGCUCCGCAGCUGGCGCUCCUGUUUCCUCUUUAACCCUCUCCCAUCUUUCUCCUCCCCCAAAAGAUAUCGGCACUAUUAUGAGAGUCGUAGAACUGUCACCACUCAAAGGGUCUGUCUCAUGGACUGGGAAACCUGUUUCUUACUACCUGCAUACUAUCGAUCGGACCAUAGUGAGUAGCUGCACACAGGGCGGUGGGUGGGGGGCUGUCCGUGAGGGGGUGUGUGUGAAUAAGUUUGUGUAUUAAUUUAUUAGCAAAUGGCAGUGGUGAGCAUCAUCAGCCUAAUUUUAUUGUGCAUUUUUUUUUAAAAAAAGGUUUAUUUAUUUUCAUGGUACAGUAAGCUGGGAAAGUAGCUGUUACAACAGUAAACAACAAAUAACAUGUCCUGAUAAAAUUGCAGACUUUCAGCAUGCCCACGUGUUAAAAGUUUCAUUUGAUUACUCUUUAAGAGAUCACACCACAUUUUCCCAUGAGUGCUGGGUGGAUUCCUGCCACAGUCUGAACAAUUUAUGUAUUCAGUAAACCUUUGCCAUAUAUUAUAAAAGGAAUAUGGAUUGUGUUCGCCCUUUGCACCUUUCACCUGGCAUGUUAGUUUCUCAGCCAAUGCUAUUGACCCUACUCUGUUAUACCAAGAAUCAAUGUCCAGCCCAACACCGGUUUUCAUGUUGUGCAUUUGUGUUCCUGGUGGGGUCAGGAAAGGGUGUGUUACUGUUUUGUUGUUUUGGUUUAAUUAUUUACUUGUGUUUUAUUUUGUAUUUCAUUCUGUGAACCGCCCAGAGAUCUUUGAUGAAGGGCAGCAUAUAAAUUUAAUAAAUAUAUACAAUAAAAAUAAAAGGGGUGGGGGGGCAGCAGCAAGCGAAAUCCACAAACCACCUUCCGCAGAGAAUUAGAAUUAUGGAAUUGUCAAGCUGGAAGGGACCCCAAAGUUCCUGGGUGCUCUGCGUUAGGACCCUGACGCCUCUCUUUUGCAUUUAUUUAUUUAAUUGGACUGCAACCUUUUAUCUUUGGUGAUUUUAGGUGGCGAGUCCCCCGUCCCCGUCCCCCCGCCACCGCCCUGACUGUUUGUCGCUUGCGGUUCCCAAGAACAGUGUCUGCAGUUUCCCGUUGUUCAGUCAUUGCACUAUGAUUGGGGUCCAUCAACACAAGUUCUGUCCGCUUCUUAGACGCUGCUUUCUGUAAACUAUUUUGAGAGUGGUGGGGGGUUUUUUUUGCUUUUGCUUUUUUACAAUCAAGUCCUACAUAAAUUUCGUAGGAAAAAAUAAACAAGACUUCUCAUUUUGUUGGUCCCAUGUCGCUAAAAGAGCCAAUGCUGGUGUGAUGAUAUUUUAAGGGUGAGUUCUUGGUGUACUUUUUAGGGAGACGGUGCCUGAAUGCUCCUUUGAAACACCUGGGACAUCUGAGGUGGUUUAUUCGUUUAUUUAUUAUACUGAUCUAUUUUUCUUGUCGUUGCUAUUUAGCUUGAAAACUACUUCUCUAGUCUCAAAAAUCCAAAACUCAGGGUAAGUGGCAUAACAAUAGCCGUUUUACUUUUUAAGUCUAAUUGCAGUCGUGGAAGCUUCAGAAUAGCGCAGCUUCUCCGAGACACGUAACGUGGGUGCAAAAGCACUCUUUGAGCGCUCUUCUCCCAUGGCUGGUAUGCAUGGAAUCAUGGAGCUGGAGGAGACCCUAAGGAAUCAUCUGGGCCAUUGUUUCCCACACUCGGGUCUCCAGCUGUUGUUGGACCACGACUCCCACCAUCCCUAGCUAGCAGGACCAGUGGUCAGGGGUGAUGGGAACUGUAGUUCCAAAACAGCUGGAGAACCAAGUGUGGAAAUCUCUGAUCCAGUCCAACUCCUCUGAUGCAGGAAUCACAGUUAAAUAAUUCCUGAUGGGUCGACUAUCCAACGUCUGUUUCAAAUCCUCCAGUGCCCUAUGUUGGAAAGGCUGCGGGGAGAUAGGCUCACAUUUUCACGCACGGUGGAGUUGCCCGUUUUCAAGAGGAGAAAUAACACACUCUUCCUGUGUGUCCUCCACCUCUUAUUGUUUGGAAGGAGGGGGGCGUUUUCCUGUCUUUUCUCUCCCCCCCAACCCCCAGCCUUCUCCGUGCUCACGCUCUCAAUGUUUACACUCCGCAGGAGGAACAAGAGGCAGCUAGACGUCGCCAGCAACGAGAAAGCAAGAGCAACACCACCACGCCAACAAAGGCCCAAGAGACCAAGGUCUGAUCCCACAAAUAAUCCGCUGUGUGUGGACAGUUGCAGUUUCCUAAAAGCCAGGCUCAGGCACACAUCAGAGGGGCAGCAUGCUUCUGGGUGGUGUUGGGGGGAUCCCAACAUCUACAACAUGACAUUUCUUUAAACAAACCUUCCCACCCCCCAAUUAUAUUUUAUUAAGUUUCAACAUUCGUAACAUAUACAAUCAAAGCUUUUCUCUUAUUUUUGUUCCCACCCCGUUUUCCAUGUUGUUGUUUCUCCCCUUCUGCUGCUCCUUCUAUCUAUCAAAUCACAACCACAAUAUUAUAAUCUAUUUACUUCUGUUGCUCAUAGCUCAAAUCUGGCCGUGAGUCCAUCAUACUGUAAUAUUUCUUUAAAUAGUCUUUUCAAACAAGGUUGUUUUUUUAAAAAAAAAUUGAAAUUGGAAGUACAGGCAAACAAGCACCUCCCCCCAGUAAUCAGCCCUUCCCAUAAGUAUAACACAUAAGUAUAACACAAGAUUCUAGUCCUCAUGCCUCUGGGAGCAACAGAGAGCCCUUGGGCAGCUUCUUGAGGAAGGGCUUCUGCUUUUCUUGGGUUUCGUGUCCUCUUAUUUAUCUGUUUGUUGCACAAAGGACUAUGGUGCUGAAGAAGAGGCGGCCCCCGGGGCCAACGCCAUCAAAAAGCCAUCUCCGUCCAAAGCCCGCAAGAAGAAGCUGAGCAAGAAGGGGAGGAAAAUGGCCGGCAGGAAGCGCGGGCGCCCCAAGAAGAUGAACAUUGUGAGCUCAGAGCGGAAGCCCAAGAGGAACCAGACCGCCCUGGAGCUCCUCCACGCUCAGACCGUUUCGCAGGCCUGCUCGUCUUCUCCUCAGGGUGAGCUGCCAAGUUGCUUGGUGUUAGCUGGCCACCCUUCACGUUGUGGCGUGGGCCAUUAUUAAUUAAUUAAUUAAUUAAUUAAUUAAUUGAAUUUAUAUACCGCCCUGUACCUGGAGGUCUCAGGGCGGUUUACAGAAUAAAGCUACCGUAUUUUUCACUCUAUAAGACGCACUUUUCCCCUCCUAAAAAGGGGAAAUGUGUGUGUGUGUGUUAUGGAACGAAUGUAGGCUGUGCGGCUAUCCCAGAAGCCAGAACAGGAAGAGGGAGCGCUGCGCAGUGCUCUCUCUCGCUGUUCUAGCUUCUGGCUUAGCCUCUUCCAGGCAGGGAGAGCCUUCACCCCGCUGCCCUUCGGAGGCUUCGUAUGGCUAUCCUAUCCCUGGCUUUUGCAGGAGGUGGGGGGAAAGCCAGGAGGCUUGCUUUUGCUGAAGCCAGGAGGGCAAGGGGGAUCGGUGCGCCACUUUCAGGGAUAGCCCCGGAAAGCCUCCUGAGCGAAGAGAGAGGAGCACUUCCUCUUCGCUCAGGAGGCUUUGCGUUGCUUUCUUAUUUCUUGUUUUCCUCCCCUAAAAACUAGGUGUGUCUUAUGGUUGGGUGCAUCUAAUAGAGCGAAAAAUACGGUAAUUUAAAAGGUGUUACUUUCCUUAAAUCUGCACUUGGAUUUUGCUCCUACUAGGGCUGGGCAGUAUCUGGCCUUCAGCACCGCGAUAUAUCACCAGCUAAACAUCACAAUAUUCUGAUACAUCAUGAUGUCUGGACUAAGGAUAUAGCUGGUUUUCAGCAUUGUGAUAUACUGAUGCAGUGUCUGAAAUAAGGGUGGAGCUAGGUAGAGGCAUUGGCUGGCUUCACGGAUUCCCCACACCCUGAUCUUGUGAUUCGCUGCCCCCUUCAGGAGUCAGGGGAGAGCUGAGCUGGCAGAGUUAAUGGGGGGCUGCAGGAAUCUAGAGUCGCAUUGGCUACUUCAUGUUCUCCCCCCACACACAUUGUGUGUGUGUGUCCUGUUCCCUGAGAGGCUAGCAGUCCUGAGCCAUUUACGGCUUCAUAGGUAGGCUUGGUGAUGAGCCCUCACCAGUGUUUGAUUGUAUUCAACCACAUCUUUCCUCCACUUGUGGUUCAAGCCAUCUCCCAGCCUGUUUCCUCGCCACAAAUCCACAACCUCCUGUUUUCCUUGGGUGGGGCUUCUAAAGCAAAGUGAGAAACUGAAUGCCUUGCGUCAUCUCCCUUCCAGAUGCUUACAGGUCACCUCGUAGUCCGUAUUACCAACUACCUCCUAAAGUGCAGCGGCAUUCGUCAAACCAGCUGUUGGUGACCCCCACCCCGCCUGCACUCCAGAAGCUGCUAGGUAAGCGGUCUUCCCGCCCCCCUCGAUGAGCAGGCCAACCCGCAUGGUCGGUGUGGGAGGGUGUGGGUGUGUUCAGGUUUGUGCAAAUAGGGAAGUGGGAGACUUCAUCAGCACCCUGGACAGCUCCGUGGAGGCUUCAGGCUAGACGCUCCAUAUGAGCGGAGCUCAAAUAUUGUUUCAGCACCAGCCCUUGGGGGACUUGAAUAGGACCUGUGACUCUAUCUUCAGUAGCACCAUGGACAGCUCAUAUAGGGCUCAGGCUAGAGAUUCCAUGUAAAGGGAGCUCAGAUAUUGUUUCAGCACCAGCGGUCCUCGGACUGAGCCCUUAAAUAGGAGCUGCAGCUGGCUCUGAGUCGCCAGCUCAUUUAAAGGAGUCUGGACCGCUGUUCUACUGAGACAGGGAUGGGGGAGGCUGGUCCUGAAUGCAAGGCUGUCGUUGACGAGGUCCUUCUGUUCUCCAUCUCCUCUGGUCUUAACACAGAUUCGUUCAAGAUCCAGUACAUGCAGUUCAUGACGUACAUGAAGACUCCUCAGUAUAAAGCGAACCUUCAGCAGUUACUGGAACAGGAAAAGGUAAGGAGACAAACUUCCUUUCGGCAGCUGUGUAGGAUCUUCCUCUUAAGCCUGAUCAGGGAGUUUUUCUGAGUAGAAAUGUAAUCGCCCCUUUUGGAAUUUUGAAACUCAACCCUUGGCCCUGAGAAGUGACAAAGCUCUGUUGAUUUAAGCUCUUGCGGAAUGAUAUAAUUAGCACAGUUUUGAAAAGUCAAGCGAGAGGCUGUAAUGGAAUCUAUAGCUGCCGCCUUGCAGCAGUUCUCAGUUUUCUUACCACUGAAGCUUGAAACAGAAUGCAAAAGAAGGAACGUAAAUAAUUUGAGAUGUUUGGAGAAACUGUAAUUGUCAUACAACAGUGCCUUACAACUCACGUUUGUAAAAAGGUUCAUUACACAUGCAGUUUUGUUUUAUCUACUUACAAAUUCCUUUUUUACCAUUUCUUUACACUGGAUAAUGCGCCUGUUAACCUUGCUGUGUCCCCACCCUCUCCUGUCCCUGCUUCUGUUCUAGGAGAAGAAUACUCAACUUCUGGGGAAGGCCCAACAGUUGUUUACUCACUGCCAAGCUCAGAAGGAAGAAAUCAAGCGGUUGUUCCAGCAGAAACUGGAUGAGGUAGGAGUGGGGAGUGGUCUGGCCGGCGGGGCAGAGGGGGGAGAGAGACAGAGACAGAGAAUGCCCUCUGCACAGCAUGUGUUGUUGUUGUUGUUAUUUAUUUACAGUGGUACCUCUGGUUACGAACUUAAUUCAUUCUGGAGGUCCGUUCUUAACCUGAAACUGUUCUUAACCUGAGACACCACUUUAGCUAAUGGGACCUCCCACCGCCGUUGCACCACCGCACAGUUUCUGUUCUCAUUCUGAAGCAAAGUUCUUAACCCAAGGUACUACUUCCGGGUUAGUGGAGUCUGUAACCCGAAGUGUUUGUAACCCGAGGUACCACUGUAAUAAUAUUUAUUCUACCCCAGCCACUCUGGGCGGCUUCCAGCCUAUAUAAAAAGAUAAUAAAACAUCAAACAUUAAAAAGCUUCCCUAUACACAGCUGCCUUUAGAUGUCUCCAGAAAGUUGUGUAGGUGUUUAUUUCCUUGAUAUCUGAAGGAAGGGCAUUCCACAGGGAGGGUGCCACCACCGAGAAGACCCUCUGCCUUGUUCCCUGUAUCCUUACUUCUCACGGUGAGGGAACUGCCAGAAGGCCCUUGGAGGAGGACUUCCAUGUUAUAGUUUGAUUGUAACAUCACAUGACUAUCCAGUCAUUACUAUCCUCCAUAGUCUUACAUUCAGACAUUAACUGAUGUAUCUCUCGUCACCAUGGAUGUGCUUUCUGCUCCUGACUAUUUAUUAAUCUGGCAUAUCAUGUGCAUAAAACCCUCUGUCUCGCUUUUCCCAAGGCCUCUGGCAGUCAGGUCUGGACCGUUCUACAUUCCAUCUCCACUUUCCCCACUUUUUCCAAGUCCUCUGCUUAAUGGGUUAAUUGCCCUCUUACCCAUGCCUAUAGCACAGCUGAUCUUCCUUGCAGCUGGUAUUUUUUAUUUCUCUUUCCCUUCAGGCCACAUCUAGAUUGCACACACCAAUCCCAUGUCUAGCCUGGAGUCACAGUGCAGUGGUCUUUGCGCAAGCUCUGCAGGGGCCCCCACAUCCCAGAUCGUUAUCCCCUAUCUCUGUGCGAAAAGUUCAGAUCUGAAGAGCGCCCUGCCCCAUGCAUUGGUCCUGAUAUCAAUCAGGACAGGACAAUUUUAGACACAUCACCGUAUUUUUCGCUCUAUAAGACGCACCCGACCAUAGUUUUGAGAGGUGCUAUGAUGCUCAUGUACUUCUUGUGGGCUUCCCACAGGCAUCAAGCUGGCCACAGUGCUGGCCACUGUCUCUGCGCAGCGCCUCUCCUGCGAAGCGGGAGGAGGACCAGAAGGGAGGAACAUAGGAGGAACAGAGAGGGAGAGCUGCGCAGCGCCCCUUCAGCGAAGCGGGAGGAGGAACAGAAUGGGCUCCGUUCCUCCUCCCGCUUCACAGGCGAGGCGCUUCGCUGAAGGGGCACUGCGCAGCUCUCCCUCUCUGCGCAGCGCCAUUCGCUCCAUAAGACGCACUCAACAUUUCCCCUUACUUUUUAGGAGGAAAAAAGUGCGUCUUAUGGAGCGAAAAAUACAGUAAAUCUGUCUGGGUCAGAUUUAGUGUCUUUCACUGGACAGUCCCAGGGCAGCUUGCAACAACGAAGGAUACGGUUACCAAACAAAGGGACAGUUGCCACCACGAAGCAAUAAAGAUGUAAUCCUGAGUCCCUCCAGGCAAGCCCCCCAAGGGUAUGCUCAGGACCAUCAGCUCAGAAGAGGGGAGACUGUAACACAGUGGGCUGGGUGGUCUCUGCAGCAGCUGCAGCAACUGGGUCAUGGCUUCCUGAGUUGGCAUGGGAAGGGGCACGAGGAGAAGACAAGCCGUUCGUUUUUUGUUUUCCUGAACUUCCUCCCUGCUCCCAAACUGAUGCUCCCUGUUUUAUGUCGCCGGGAUGAUGCUGGGUGGGGGUCUAACCAUGUUCUGUCCCCCCACCAACCUAGCUGGGUGUUAAGGCACUGACGUACAACGACCUUAUCCAGGCCCAGAAGGAGAUCUCUGCUCACAACCAGCAGCUGAAGGAGCAGACCAAGCAGCUGGAGAAAGACAAUGGCGAGCUCAGGAACCAGAGUUUGCAGCUGGUGCGUCCUCCCCAACGGGAGUCCCAGCGUCUUGGGGCUGGGGGCUGGGGUGGCUCACGUCCAAACUCACCCUCCUUGUCUGUCUCCCCCAUAUCCUAGCUGAAGGCCAGGUGCGAAGAACUGAAGCUGGACUGGUCGACGCUGUCGCUGGAGAAUCUGCUCAAGGAAAAGCAAGCACUGAAAAACCAGAUCUCUGAGAAACAGAAGCAUUGCUUGGAGCUGCAGGUAGGGUUUCGUGGAAUCAUAGGACCAGAGUGUUGGAAGACGCCCCAACCCAGGCGUAACCAAUUUGUGCAUUGCACAUAAACUUCCUGAUUUCCACCCUCCCCAUUUUUUCUUUUUAAAGAUCAGCAUCGUGGAGCUUGAGAAGAGUCAGCGGCAGCAGGAGCUGCUGCAGCUGAAGUCCUACAUGCCUCCCGACGACUCGCUCGCCCACCCACGCCACAAGCGCCACCCGAGCCGAGAGGUGGAGCCCGAUCACAGCACCUUCCACCCCGAGCUGGAGUGCUCCAAGUUCCCCGCGGGCCCCCACCUGAACGGCAUGAGCCCUGAGCUGUCCAUGAACGGCCAUGCCACGCCCUACGAGAUCCACACCGCUCUUGGCCGCCCGGCCUCCUCGUCGUCCUCGUCCUCCUCCUCCAAGCAGGGCACCCCCCAGUACCCGGCUUCCCACCUGGACCAAGACAUAGUACCCUGCACGCCCAGCCACAGCGGCAGGCAGAAGCCGGACAAGGCCUCUAGCUUGUCCUUGCCAGACUACACCCGCUUCUCCCCGGCCAAGAUCGCCCUCCGCAGACAUCUGAACCAGGACCACGUGGGCAGUGGGAAAGCAGCCCCUGCUGAGAACCACCAGAGGUGAGAUAGGGGUUGGCAGCAGAGGGGCUUGGGGGAAGCGAGGGGUCCUUUGGGGGCAGCUCCCUCCUCCCACUUGCUCCACGCAGACUGCACUUUGCCAAGUACCACGGACAGAAGGAGGUGCUCUCUCUCACUUGCCAGUUCAUAGAAUCAUAGAACUGUAGAGCUGGAAGGGACCCCAAGGGUCAUCUAGGCCCACCCCCUGCACUGCUAAAGCAUCCCUGGCAGGUGGCCAUCUGACCUCUGCUUAAAAGCCCCCAAGGAAGCAGAGUCAGCAACAUCCCGAGGGAAACCGUUCCCCUGUUGAGAAUGUCUCUUCCUGAUGUUGAGUCGCAAUCUCCUUCCUUGUAACCUGAAGCCAUGGGUUCGAGUCCUACCCUCCAGAGCAGGAGGAAACAAGCUGGCCCCCUCUUCCAUGUCCUGAGUUCUGGCAGCCUUCUUUGAUGCAACCAGGGCUUUGGAGGAAGGGUUUGUGUUUCCCCAUCAAAUACUGCUGAAUACUGAUAUGCCACGGUUGGUGUGGAGCCUGCCUGCUCAAAACCCAGAUGGCACUAGGCGCCAACAUCCCUUCAUCCCUGGCCAUUGGCCACGCUGGCUGCUAGGAGUCCAGGAACAUCUGGAGGGCUCCAGGUUUCCCCAUAUCUAAUCUAGUAGUAGUAGUAAAUAAUAAUGAUGAUGAUAAUAACAAUUAAUAAUAAUAUUUGUACCCCGCCCAUCUGACCGGGUUGCCCCAGCCACUCUGGAUGGCUUCCAACACAUAUGAAAACAUAAUACAUACAAGCCAGGCACCAAAUGGCUACUUAAACCAAGGUUACAGUCGCCAAAACACAAUGCCUAUUUGCCAUUUGGGGGCAAGACGACUAGAAAGUCUUAUUUUUCAAAGGGUGGACUGACUGCGAUGGAUUCUCAGUUAAACAUCUGUCUAGUUCAGAGGACAACCUUGAGCCAGGCUAAGAACUUUGAGAACUUAAAGAAGAAAGGUCCCUUGAUCCAGGGAUAGUUUGCAUAUCUACUAGCCUUUUCUGACCUCUUUUUUUCUUAAUGGUGACAUGGACCAUUCAUAACACAAGAAUAUCCUUCACAACUCUGAGCAGGGCAGUGGGGGAAGCAAAGACAAACGACAACUAUAACGCUCUUCACUGCUCCUUCUCAGGCUGCAUUGAAAAAGCAUUUUGGUUCCAGAAAUUCAUUCCAAUUGUGCAGAUAAAAUAUAACUGAUGGAAUUCUACAGGAUGGGUCCUUAGUGUGUGAAAACAGUCCAGAUGCAAGGAUCCCCGGAUGAUGGAGACAUCAGGCGCCAUCCUGGCACCCAGGCAUCUUCACUUGGUCACGAGUGACCGAUAGCCAGGUGCAAAAUGUGCCUGGCACCUGUUGAAUUUUGAACACUGCUUGGGAUAUAUCGUGAUGAAAGGCAGGAUGUCUCUCUUAACAAACGAUGAACGCUUUCCAUUGGCAAUGGGGAAACCUCCAGAACUCUUGCACCCUGUUUAUUUUAUUUUCCAAGCACUAUUCAAAGUGUUGGUGCUGACCUUUAAAGCCCUAAACGGCCUCAGUCCAGUAUACUUGAGGGAGCGUCUCCACCCCCAUCAUUCUGCCCGGACACUGAGGUCCAGCGCCGAGGGCUUUCUGCCGGUUCCCUCAUUGUGAGAAGUGAGGUUACAGAGAACCAUGCAGAGGGUCUUCUUGGUGGUGGCACCCGCCCUGUGGAACUCCCUCACACCAGAUGUCAAAGAGAACAAUAACUACCAGACUUUUAGAAGACAUCUGAAGGCAGCCCUGUUUAGAGAAGCUUUUAAUGUUUAAUAGAUUAUUCUGUUUUAAUAUUCUGUUGGAAGCCGCCCAGAGUGGCUGGGGAAACCCAGCCAAAUGGGCGGGGUAUAAAUAAUAAAUAAUAAUUAUUAUUAUUUCCUUUUGGCAGGACUGAGCACAUGAAAGAGAACGGCCUCACCUUUUCAAGCCCUGCGAUGCCAAACGGCCUGAAGAUGAGCCCUCAGGAACCCCAGCCCCCUUCUCCAGCAGCCUUGUCCGUAGCCAAUGAGAAGGUAAGGAAGCCGCAAGGGGGGCUGUCUCUGAGUCUCCAGGCGCAGCUUCCAUAAGGUUGACUUCCCGGGAGUAUUCAACUGUGUGGUGUGGGGUUUUUUUUGGGGGGGGGGGGAACUGAGCUGUACCAAAUGUUAAAUGAACCUUAGUCAAUGCUAAGUGAACUAUGGGUUGUCUCCAGUGCAAUAUAUAUAAUUACUAAUGUGAAGAUCCAAAUUUGGAGCAAGUACUCUUUGGUGAGAGAUUAUUAUGAUUACCGUAUUUUUCGCUCUAUAAGACACACCAGACCACAAGACGCACCUAGUUUUUGGAGGAGGAAAACAAGAAAAAAUAUAUUCUGAAUCUCAGAAGCCAGAACAACAAGAGGGAUUGCUGCACAGCGAAAGCAGUGAUCCCUCUUGCUGUUCUGGCUUCUGGGAUAGCUGCGCAGCCUGCAUUCACUCCAUAAGAUGCACACACAUUUCCCCUUACUUUUUAGGAGGGGAAAAGUGAGUCUUAUAGAGCAAAAAAUACAGUAUUUAUUGAAUUUAUAUACCGUCCUAUACCCGGAGGUCGUAGGGCAAGAACCCCAGUAGAGAUUUAAAGUCACAGAAUAUGCAGAAGAGUGAAGGGUGCAAAUAUAUGCUGUUAGACCUUUAAAAUACGCCCUUCCAAAAUUUCCCUGUUCCCCCAGCAUAGAUGAAAAAGCCACAGGUUUGGUAAGUUAAAGAUUGGUUUACUUACAAAUGCUUCAAAGCUCCGGUUCAUGCGCUUUCCCAUACAUUGGUCAGAAACAUUGCACAGGCGUAGUAAAACUUAGCUUAGUUAUAAAGCAGUAAAAGCUCCAAGAUUAUUGGUAUAGGAACUCCAGAGUGGCUGGUGAGAGCCAUGCGCUUGAGCUGGAGCAACCAGCUCAAGCUUCAUCACAUGCUGAGCUUCUCAGGUAGACUGGAGUUGGGAGAAACAAUAGGCUUGAAUUACCUGUUUCCUCCCAAGGUAAGGGAAGUGACAUAGCUAAGCCUGGCAGGAUAGAUUGCUUUUUAGUAUUAACCCCUUCAUGCAUUCAUUAGACUUAAGCAUGUUGGGUUACUUGUGGCUAGUUAUCCCACAUAUCCAACGCCAAGUAAGUUGUGGGCUGUAUCCAAUGCUAAGUAAAUCUCCCUUCAGUGCAGGGAUUUCUGCUUGUGCGAAGGGACUCUUCCCCCACCCCCUGUGUGCCCUCUAAUUCAGUUCUGGGGUUUCCCCCAACCCUUUAGAGCAGAUUUGAAGUAACUCCACAGGAUGGAAUUGGGGGGGGGGGGUUCCCAUUGCACAAGAGGAAAUCUCUGUGCCAACGGGAGACAUUGAUCGGUUAUGCUCAGAGCAUACUGAUGGGGAAAUGCAGGUUGUGUCCCGAGCCAAAGAGAAUUCUUCAGGACCCGAAAAACCCACACUGCAUAAUAAAGUGCCCAGACUGAGAGUGCUGUAUGUUAAAAUACAUUUUACACGACUCUGGAGGUUAGACUUGGGUCUGUUUGAUGCAGCGUUUUCUCUCUUGCAGUGUCACAAGUAUGUGCCUGUACUGUUGUCUGGUCUCAGUGGGGUGUGGAAUGCAUUUCUCUCUCUCCCCCCCCCCCCCCCAGAACUGUCCCUUUCUUAAAUGUGUCAGAAGCGCCAAGCUGCAAUCAGCCCUGGUUUCCAAAGUCCGGCCUCAAACAAUUGUGAAUGGGUGAACCAAAAUGACAUUGCUGGCGCUCGUCUGUUUAUCUUAGCAAAAACCGGCACGGGUGUAAUAUUCCCCAUCUCCAAGGCCACUGUGGUUAAAUGGACCCCUGUUUGUACUCUGACCGAAACGGCAAACACUGUGUGUGUGUGUGUGUGUGUGUGUGUAUGUUGGCUGGCUGAUGCAGUUGACCUCUUGUUCGUGUCUUUUUAAGAAUAUUUGUUGGGGUGGGGAAUUGCUUGCAAGCGCUCCAUGCUCUCCUUCCGCUAAGCGUCCUUUUGAGAGCUUCUUGGCUCGGAAGGCGAAAGGGGGGGCGCUGCAUUAUUUUGGCCUUCUCUGCUUUUUUGUGUGUCUGCAGGCUUUGCGAGAGAGGACGUCCGCGAGUAACGGGGAGACCAUCACCAGCCUUCCCAUCAGCAUCCCCCUGAGCACAGUGCAGCCCAAUAAACUCCCCGUUAGUAUCCCCCUGGCCAGCGUAGUCCUACCUAGCCGUAUUGAGAAGGUGGUGAGUAAGGGUGCUUUCCCCUCCUCCUCCUCUUCCUCUUCCUCCUCCUCCUCCUCACCCCUUGCUAUAAAAAAGCCAAUCUGACGGGCCUUGGGGGCAGCUCCCAACAUUAUCUUUUAAGUUGCGAACCCUACGGAUAGCUCCAGCUCUUAGCUGCUUUCAUUCUCUCUUCCCGCCCUACUCCUCUGGCAUCUGAAAAUCAGGAAUCCGAUGCAGUUGAUUGAUUGUUAUGCUGUCGCAGACCCGUCGAAAACGGAAUAGGAAUGCUGAGGAUCAUAACGUGUGCUUGUUAGAAAUAACAGCAUGAUGAAACGCAGGCGUGCUUAUGGUACAAUAGAUGAAAGCGUGAGAUACAACUUGGAUUUGGGAUUAUCCUCUUAGAAUCAUAGAAUUGCAGAGUUGGAAGGGGCCCUGAAGAUCAUCCAGUCCAACCCCCUGCAAUGCAGGAAUAUGAAGGUGCCCCAUACAGGGAUUGAACCUGCAACCUUGGCGUUAUCAGCACCAUGGUCUAACCAACUCAGCUAUCCAGAUGCUACAAAGUCUUUGAACACAGGAGAGGAUCUUGGCUGCUAACUCGCUUAUUGACUUGCUUGUCAAUAUUUAUAUCUAUAUAUUUUUUCCAGGUGCUUUUCCUUUGACCUUUCCCCGUAAAGGAGCAAAGUAGUCUAGGAUGGUCCUCUCUGUGCAGGUUGCACUCAAAGAAGUCAUGACCCAAAGUUUUGACUCCUUGAGAACUCCCUCCCAGUAUUGCAGAAGGGAGACCAAUUCAUCAGAUGCGUGGCACAGAUUCCUGAGAAAUUUCCUUCCCUUUUCUUACCCCAACCCCCUUCUUAAAAAAAACAAAAAAAUGCUACUCUGUUAGUCCUCAUGGGUCCCAGAGAUCUGCCUCUGUGUUCUGCUACCUGGCUUCAUCUAGAACAGGGGUUCUCCAGCUGUUUUUUGGACUGCAAUUCCCAUCAUCCCUGACCAUGGAUCCUGCUAGAUAGGUUUGAUGGGAGUUGUAGUAGUUCAAAAACAGCUGGAGACCCGAGUUUGGGAAACUACAGUUCCCAUCAUCCCUGACCACUGGUCUUUCUUAGCUAGGGAUGAUGGGAACUGUAGUCCAACAAGUAUGGGAAACCCUGGUCUAGAAAGCAGAACGCAGGGCUUGGAAGUGGAAGAAUUCUGAUCCUUGUUCUACUGUUAAAACUGGCCAAGCGGCUUUUGGACUAGGUGUCUGGUUUUGCUGCUGUUUUCGUUCCCCUGUCUUCUCUUGGAGAGUGUUUGUUUGAAUAUAUUUUAUUUUUUAAGAAAGGGUUGCGGGCAAGGAACAUCUGUCAUCCACCCCUGACAUUGUUGGACUUGUAACUCUCCUCACCGUUGGCCGUGCUGGCUGAUGGGAGUUGUGGUCCCUUGGCAGCCAGUCUCCUUCACCCCGAUCUAAGAAGCUGAGUUUUCUGCUCUCAGGAGGGGAUUUUAUUGUUUAUAGCCAAUGUCCAUUACAAUACAGUCAUACCUCAGGUUGAAUGCGCUUUGGGUUGAGCGCAUUCAAGUUGCGCUCUGCGGUAACCCGGAAGUAACGGAGUGCGUUACUUCCAGGCUUCGCCGCUUGCACAUGUGCAGACGCUCAAAAUGACAUCAUGUGCAUGCGCAGAAGCGGCGAAAAGCGACACACGUGUGCACAGAUGUGCCAUUGCUAGUUACGUUUGCUUCUAGAUGCGAACGGGGCUCCGGAACGGAUCCCGUUCAUAUCCAGAGGAAACACAUAUAAGCACAGAUAACACAACUACAGAACGAAAGACAUUACAUGCACCAGACCAGGACAAAUCUAAAAUGUCCAGAAUUUUAAAAGCUUUCCUUCUGGUCAGCAUCCCUGGGGUUGGCACUUGUGCUAUCCAGAAAGGUUGCCCUUAUCUUUCUCGACGCUGGUGUGAAUGGUGCCACCCCUAUAACUGAUGCGCUUAUCAACAUGCGCCAACAGCCAUUUAAUUUUCAAGUCGUCCAGUUGACCUUCUAAGGCAAUCUGAAAAGGGAAGAUAAAUUUAGCUCUGGGUGAAUCAUACAAUGGACAAUAUAGAAUAUAAUGUGCAAGAUCCUCAACAGGCCCUGAUCCACGUGUACAGAGGCUGUCUGUCUCCCAGCCAGAUAUUCAGUAGGCAUCGUUUGAAAUCUGAGCUGAGUGAAGGCAUAUCUAACCGGGGGGGAUGCAUACUACAUGGAGCAAUGUGCCCCCCCCCCCAAGAAGAGUUGGAGGCCGCCCAGAGUGGCUGGUGUGUUGGUGACACACAAACAUGGUACCCUCUAGAAAGCGGACCACAACUCCUGUCCUUCCUAACUUUGGCCACGCUGCCUGGAGCCGAAUGGAGUUGUGCGUCCAACAAACUCCGCAGGGCUGCAGGUUCACCGCCAUAGUUUGUACAGUGAAAAGUACCUUGUUAAAUUAUGGGUGACUGGGUUGAUAACAGCUCAGUUGGCGGAAGGUGACGGGUUCAAUGGCCGCAGUCUUCGAGGCUUCAGUUGGCAGGAAGGUGAGCGGUGGGAUCACUGCAAUCUCCAGAGUUUUGUUUCUUUAAAUUUCUUUUGAAAUGCAGACCCUACCUGUGCUUGGGAUACGUGGGGUGUUGCUGCCAGUCAGAGCAGGAGCCACUGAGCUGAACUGGCCCAUCCCUUGGGGUGAAAGCAGCUCCUUCAAUUGGUGUUGAUUAGCGGCGUCUCUCCUAACCCCUUUGGACGAGAAUUCAUGUGCGGCAGGGGGGCUGGACUAGAUGACCGUUGGGGAUCCCUUCCAACUCUGUGAUUUGGUGACUAACGCUUUUUGCGGUCGCUUGCUUGCCUGCCCAGCGGUCCAGCCACUUUUAACAGGAGCAGCAGUCUAAAGUCUGUUUCCUCCGCAGAAGCUCAACCAACCCUUCUCCCUCUCUUUUUUCUCUCUCUCUCUUUCCCGUUUCCCCCCUCGUCCCUCCAGAGAAGCACCCCCAGCCCCGUCCACCAGAUCCGAGACUCCUUUUCAACACUUGAAAAACAAUAUGGUGCUAGUUCUCAUAAUGGCAUUAGCAGUGCCGCCGGUGGAAAGAUGCCACCUUUGGCUACCUCAGGUGAGUUGUUCCCCAUCUCCCUUCUCAACCCCAGCUUCCCCGAUGGGGUGGAUUUCAGCUCUUCCAGGUGCCUAGGGAUGUUAAAGCAGCUGUUUUGGUGCCUGCUGAAAAUAUUCCUGUUUAGACAAGCCUACCCAGAUUCUGAGAAAGGUGGGGUGAUUUUAAUCUCUCUUAGUAUUUUUCUCUAAAAAAAUUUUUGGUUUAUUUAGUUUUCAAAUAUUUUCAUACUUUACCAUCAACAAUAAGUUUCGUUUAUCCAUUGGCUCCCAAUCACCCCUCCCCGAUGUUCUGUGUUAAUCCUUUGACACUGCAUAUUUUACCUCCACAUCCUAAAUUAUUAGCCUUAACGUCUUUCUGCCAUUGCUCAUAUGUCAAAUCCUGCUUGCGUUUUCAUGCAAUCGCAAUACUUCUUCAGAUAUUCUGCAAAAAGUUUUCCAGUCCUCAAAGAACAAUUCCUCGUUUUGAUCUCUUAAUUUUUGUUAUUAGCUUUGCCAUCAUUUUCAGUAAGCCCUUCUUCCUUCUUUGAGACCUCAUCCUCUUUCCAUUUUUGAACAUGAAACAUUCUUCAUGCUAUCAUUGCAUACAUAAAGAAAUUAACCAACUUUUGUCUGCGCUUCAAAUUUUUUAAUUUUUUUUUAAAACCCCAAAAAACAAAUGAAUAUAACAUUUUCCAGUUAGUCAAUUAACACUGGACUUCCCCUUUAUCCCUCCAAAUUUUCAAAUAUUGCUGCAUAUUACAGUUGCACCUUACAGUUGCACCUUAUCUUCACCAGAAUUUUCUCAAAUACUAUCUUAACUGCUGUUCUUAUUCAGGGCCUACUUGCGUUUCAGCAUGUUUACAGCAGUUUUUUAAAAUGAUCUACGAAUGUUUCCCAGUCCUCCUAAAAGUGUAUCUCACCCUGAUAUUUAAUUUUCCCUGCUAAACUUGCCAAUUCGGCAUAGUCCAAUUCAAUUGCAGCUGCCAAGAGAUUAAACCAACAUUUUUUGGUAUAUAUCUGUUUCAACCUCGCAGGUUUUUCUUACAUGUCUGGCUCCAUGGCGAUGAACGGGGCGUUCCCAAGCAGCCCCGCCCCGCUGAACCCCACCAUCGACCACGCGGCCCUGGAGGACGCCUCCAGCUCGGGGAGCCUGUUCAACUCGGUGGCGGGGUCCCGGAGCUCCACCCCACAGCAGCCCUCGUUCCUGGCCAUGCCCUCCCGGGCCUCGGCCCAGAGCUCACCCGCCCACCAGCACUCAGCCAGCCCCAGGCUCAACGGUGCGCCCCAGGGCCUGGCUGGCGUCCUGCAGUACGUGGACUCCCAGAAGGCACUGGCCGAGGGCGGCGGCGGCACCAGGGGCGACCCACAAGGGAUGGAGCCAGCCUUCUCCGACCCCGAGAGCGAGGGGAAGAGGAGGUUCAUCUUCACCAUCUCACCUGCCACUGGGACCGUCAAGCACUGCCCACCCAGCAAGCACAGCGCCCACACGGCGAGCAUCCGGGCAGAGUGCGGCCAGGAUGGGAAGAAGCGCGGACGGAGGAAGCGCUCCUCCACGGGGGCACCGGGCACCAACUCCGGUGUGUCGCCCAAGCGCAAACCGCUGCCUGCGGUGGCUGGGCUCUUCGCUCAGCCGUCGGGGUCUCCCCUCAAUAUCAACUCCAUGGUGAGAACCAAGGUGGUUUGCUUGCUUGCUUGCUUGCUUGUUUUGGGUGGUUUCAGGUGGGGUGAUUUAUGCAGCCACUAGCCUAUGCAAGCCAGAGUCGCCUCCAGGUGAUCAGACAGGGAGAGAGCGAGAGCCCUCUGUGGAUUGGUGAGAUCACCUCACCUGACAGGUGCCCACCUGAUCGCAUCAUUCGGUGGAAUCGGCCCUUCUGCGGGCGCCACAUAAUGUCUGUUCCACAUCUGUAAGAACUCAAUUGGUUAGCUCUUUCACUUUGUAACUCCCUGCUUAUUGAUAUCAGGCCUUCAGUUUGCUCGUUUUGGUGCCUGCUAAAAACAUUCCUGUUUAGGCAAAUCUAGAUGCAGGUAGCGCUGUGGGUUAAACCACUGAACCUAGGGCUUGCCGAUCAGAAGGUCGGCAGUUCAAAUCCCCGCCACGGGGUGAGCUCCCUGCUCCUGCCAACCUAGCAGUUCAAAAGCACGUCAAAGUGCAAGUAGAUAAAUAGGUACCGCUCCGGCGGGAAGGUAAACGGCGUUUCCGUGCGCUGCUCUGGUUCGCCUGAAGCGGCUUAGUCAUGCUGGCCACAUGACCCGGCUCCCUCGGCCAGUAAAGUGAGAUGAGUGCCACAACCCCAGAGUCGUCCACGACUGGACCUAAUGGUCAGGGGUCCCUUUACCUUUACCCAGAUGCUUAGAAAGGUGAGGUCAUUUUAAUCUCUUUUAGCAUCUCAACUUCGCAUGUUUUAAAGUAGGGUUGCGAUUCCCCCCCCCCUUGAUUUUUACUGUUCUGUCUUUAGCAAACCGCUUUGAGGUGUUUCUUUUUCUUUUUUCAAAUAAGCAGUGCGUAGAUUUUAAAAAAUCAAUAAUAAAUAAAUUGUGCAGUCCCCUUUCAGUGGGGCCCUUUGCAGUUUGCAUUCCUACCUGCAGAAGCCCCAUAAAUAUCAACCUGUAGCCCCUCAUAGCUAGUGCAGUUAGGGUGCUCUAUGAGUCUUUGAUCCUAAAACAGGGGUGUCAAACUCACAUUCAUCGGGGGCCGCAUCAGCAGUUUGGCACCGCUAGAGGGCAGACGUUCUCUGGCUUGUAGGCUGCCGCACAUGCGCUGAAGAGGCGGCUUUCUUGUGUAAAAAAAAAAAAGCGAGAAUAAAAGGUGAAGGCUGGCAGCGGCGGCUACACAGGCCACAUGACGAGGUCUGGCGGGCCGGAUUUGGUCCGCGGGCCUUGUGUUUGACACCCGUGUCCUAUAAUCUUCUCCUUUGCCACAGACAGUGAAAUGUUGGUCAGCAGAAUAUGUCAUCUUUGAAGUAAAGCAUUUGUCCUACUCCCCUGGAACAGAGAAGCUGGACAAGCUUUUCUUCAGCCUUCCCUCUCCCUUCCCUGCCCGUUUCUCUUUUUGCUAUGCCUAGAUAGAUAGAUAGAAUAGACAGACAAAAAACCCCACAAAACCAAAGUUACAAAACAUAGGAAUGAUGCAGAAGCUGCAGUUUCUUUUAAUAUAUGUCUAUUCGUUUCUAAGAACAUGGUAUUUGUUUUCCAAACAAACAGGGAGCAGACACUGUAGAAAAAAACGAAAGCAACAAAACAGAUCACAAAUGCUAAAUGUUGUGAUUUGGUGGAGUGAAAGUGAGUUUUGUAUUUCUGGAUCUGAUACAAAUUUUUGCCGUGUCCCUUAAAUGUAAAGCUCUAAGGCCCAGGGGAUGGUCACCUAUUAACCAAUUGGAAAAAGGUGCUCCUGGGGUCCUUUUUGGCUGCAGUUUGGGGUAGAUAAACACUAUAAAUAGCGAGAAAAUAAGAGCGCAAAACCCCCACGAAACAUGCCGUAACGUUAGGAGUGCUUCCCUAAUCCUUAAAUGCUUCUCUUCUUCUUCUUCUUCUGUCUUUCCUCCUCAGGUCAGUAACAUUAACCAGCCUUUAGAAAUAACAGCCAUUUCUUCCCCUGAAAACUCCCUGAAGAACUCUCCUGUUCCCUACCAGGACAGCGACCAGCCCCCCGUGCUGAAAAAGGAGAAGCCCCUGACCCAGAGCAAUGGCAUCCAUUACUCGCCGCUGACUUCUGAUGAGGAGCAGGGCUCGGAGGAUGACCACAACAGCACCAGGUGAGUGUGGACCUCGCCUUGUAGCGGGGAACACCCCUGCGGGGGCCCUGGUCUUGCGUCGGAAAGACCUCACUGCCGGAGGAAACUGCCUUCAAAUGAGUCAAGCCUGUUGGCCUUCCUGGCUCAGUACUUUAAUAAUAAAAAUUAUUAUUAUUAUUAUCAUCGUCAAUUCUGUAUCCAGGGCAGCUGUCUACCAGCUCCAUCUGGUACGCAGGCUGAGACCCUACCUGCCCGCAGACUGUCUUGCCAGAGUGGUGCAUGCUCUAGCUUGGACUACUGCAAUGCGCUCAAUGUGGGGCUACCUUUGAAGGUGACCUGGAAACUGCAAUUAAUCCAGAAUGCGGCAGCUAGACUGGUGACUGGGGGUGGCCGCCGAGACCAUAUAACACCGGUCUUGAAAGACCUACAUUGGCUCUCAGUACAUUUCAGAGCACAAUUCAAAGUAUUGGUGUUGACCUUUAAAUCCCUAAACGGCCCAGUAUACCUGAAGGAGCGUCUCCACCCCCAUCAUUCUGCCCAAACGCUGAGGUCCAGUGCCUAGGGUCUUCUGAUGGUUCCCUCACUGCAAGAAGCAAAGCUACAGGCAGAGGGCCUUCUCGGUAGUGGCGCCCACCCUGUGGAACGCCCUCCCACCAGAUGUCAAAGAGAUAAACAACUACCUGACAUUUAGAAGACAUCUGAAGGCAGCCCUGUUCAGGGAAGUGUUUAAUGUGUGACAUUUUAAUGUAUUUUUUAAUCUUUGUUGGAAGUUGCCCAGAGUGGCUGGGGAAAUCCAGCCAGAUGGGCAGGGUACAAAAAAAAUAUUAUCAUCAUCAUUAGAAGAGUGACUAGUGGGGUGCCACAGGGUUCUGUCUUGGGCCCGGUCUUAUUCAACAUCUUUAUCAACGACUUGGAUGAUGGACUCAAAGGCAUCCUGAUCAAAUUUGCAGAUGACACCAAACUGGGAGGGGUGGCUAACACCCCAGAGGACAGGAUCACACUUCAAAAUGACCUUGACAGAUUAGAGAACUGGGCAAAAACAAACAAGAUGAAUUUUGACAGGGAGAAAUGUAAAGUAUUGCACGUGGGCAAAAAAAUGAGAGGCACAAAUACAAGAUGGGUGACACCUGGCUUGAGAGCAGUACAUGUGAAAAGGAUCUCGGAGUCUUGGUUGACCACAAACUUGACAUGAGCCAACAGUGUGAUGCGGCAGCUAAAAAAGCCAAUGCAAUUCUGGGCUGCAUCAGUAGGAGUAUAGCAUCUAGAUCAAGGGAAGUAAUAGUGCCACUGUAUUCUGCUCUGGUCAGACCUCACCUGGAGUACUGUGUCCAGUUCUGGGCACCACCGUUCAAGAAGGACACUGACAAACUGGAACGGGUCCAGAGGAGGGCAACCAAAAUGGUCAAAGGCCUGGAAACGAUGCCUUAUGAGGAACGGCUAAGGGAGCUGGGCAUGUUUAGCCUGGAGAAGAGGAGGUUAAGGGGUGAUAUGAUAGCCAUGUUCAAAUAUAUAAAAGGAUGUCACAUAGAGGAGGGAGAAAGGUUGUUUUCUGCUGCUCCAGAGAAGCGGACACGGAGCAAUGGAUCCAAACUACAAGAAAGAAGAUUCCACCUAAACAUUAGGAAGAACUUCCUGACAGUAAGAGCUGUUUGACAGUGGAAUUUGCUGCCAAGGAGUGUGGUGGAGUCUCCUUCUUUGGAGGUCUUUAAGCAGAGGCUUGACAACCAUAUGUCAGGAGUGCUCUGAUGGUGUUUCCUGCUUGGCAGGGGGUUGGACUCGGUGGCCCUUGUGGUCUCUUCCAACUCUAUGAGUCUAUGAUUCUAUGAUGAUGAUGAUCAUCAUCAUAUACCCCACCCAUCUGGCUGGGUUUUCCCAAGCCUACACUAGCCAUCAGUUGCUGUCCAGGAUUUUGGGAAGGGAGUCUGGAGGUGCCCCGGUUUGGAUCCUACAACCAAGAAGCAGGGGGUUGGCUCAUUGUGUCCUCUCUCUUCUGUGUUCCAAAGCUAUCGAGUGACUGUCUGAUCUGCCUUGUUGGUGGCUUUUUCAUUCCCCCGUUUUGUCCUCAAGGCUUACAUGGCAGGCGAGGAUUUUUAACAGCCUAAAUGAAAGGCUGUUGACCUCUGGCGAUCUGCCAGCUCUGUUCAGGUGGUCCACAGCAUGUCCCUGUUAAAAAUGCAUCUUGAUUUUUCAAUUCUACUUUAAUUGCUGCUUUUGUUUAAUCAUAAUCAUAAUAAUUAUACCCACCUAUCUGGCCUGGGUUUCCCCAGCCACUCUGGGUGGUUUCCAGUACAUAUGAAAACAUAAUACAACGUCAAACAUAAAAAAAUUCCCAGUAUAACAGUUUAUAACAAUAAAGACUUGCACACUUCAGGAACUCAAUACCUUAAGCUUCUCCCCGUAUGAACUGAUCCAGACCCUGUGUGUCCCCUCCCAGAGGGGUUCGGAAGGUGGCAACAAGAGAACAGGCCUUUUCUGCAGUGGCUCCCUAAUUGUGGGAUGCUCUCCCCAGAGAGAUUUGCCUGUUGCCAUCACUACAUGCCUUUAGGUGCCAGGCAAAAACAUUCCUCUUUACCCAGGCCUAUGCCUAUUAAAUAAUCGGUGGCCUAUGAAAGUGUGGGAGAGAGGACUGUUAUUACAAUGACUAUUUUACUAUUAGUUUAGUAUGCUUUCUGUUACGUUUUUAUCAUUGAUAAGUGAUAUUUAAUAAUAAUAAUAAUAAUAAUAAUAAUAAUAAUAAUAAUAAUAAUAUCUUUAUUGUCAUUGCCCCCUUCGGGGACAACGAAAUUACUUGACUGCUCCAUAAAAACACUAAUUAAUCAAUACAGUAUAAUACAGCAAGGGAGAUUAGAUGACUUUCAAAGUCCGGGCUUCCCAUUCAGGGCCGAGAUCGCUCUGGAGAAGAAGCUGUUCUUAAGACGGCUCGUUCUUGUCUUCAUCGUCCUGUAUCUCCGUCCCGACGGCAAGAGCUCGAAGAGACAGUGACCAGGAUGCGAUGGAUCUUUUACUAUGUCCAGUGCCUUCCUAUGGCACCUUGUGGCAUAAAUCUGCUCUAAGGUGGAGAGUGGGCAGCCAACAAUGCUCUCUGCUGCCUUAACAACCCUGCACAACCCCAUCCUGUCCUGGGUAGUACAGCUUCCGUACCACACACAUUUAUCACAUUUACCACAUUCUAUAAUGCGUUUUUAAUGUUGUGAAGCACCCUGGGAUCUUUUGAUGAAGGGUGGUGUAUAAAUUGAAUAAAUAAUAAUAAAUAAAUAAUGAUGAUUAUGGUGGUGGUGAUGAUAAAUUGUUCCCCAACUCUUCACACUAAAGUUCCAGGGAGGGUUACAUAAAUCAAAACACGUUAAAAUCGAUCUUGAACAACUUAUGAUCCCAGAAAUGAUGCAGGUUCUAGGACCUCCAUAUGUUUUGAGACUACAAUUCCCAUCAUCCCUGACCAUUGGUCAGCCCUCCAUAUGUUUUGAGACUACAAUUCCCAUCAUCCCUGACCAUUGGUUCUGUUAGCUAGGGAUGAUGGGAGUUGUAGUCCCAAAGCAUCUGGAGGACUGAGUUUGCCUAUGCCUGUUCUAGAAAUACGGAGCUCAGGUGUUAAAGGCCGGGGUGCAGUGGUGCAUUUUCAGCAUUUGUCCAAAGCUGUAUAGUGCCAGUCGUGCCUCUGAAAAAUACAAUAAAAAAACAUCUAGCAGAGGGUAUUUUAAUUGUCAGGACAGGCAGAAGAAUCAUGUAAGCCUGGGUUUCCCUAACCACUAGGGGUGACGGGAGUUGUAGCCCCAAAACAGUUGGAGACCCAAGUUUGGGAAACCCUAAUGUAAGCGGUCUACUAAAACCGCAAGCAGUUUUCUCGUGACCCAUGGGGUGGGGAGAUGUUUGGGAACCUCUGGCUUAAGGUAAACGGCUUUUCUUUUCUUCUUCCUCCCUUCCUAGAAUUGAGAGAAAAAUCGCGACGAUAUCACUGGAAAGCAAAUCUCCGCAGAAGGCGAUGGAGAACAGUAAGUGUGGAGGCCGCUGGUGUGGGUCAGGGGGGAAAGCUGUUUUAGACUGCCUGCUUAGGGUGGUGCUGGGUGUUUGUAACAGGUGCAUGUAAAAUAAGUGCAGUUCCAUACGGAUUAGGUAACCGAGCACAAAAGCUGUCUUCACCUGCAAAAAGAAUAUUAGCUAUGUUUGAUUGUCAAAUGCCGUUCUAGAUUCGCCAGGCUGGUCUUGAAAAUGAUGCUUCUUCUGUAUAUAAUGAAGGAAUGUCAAGGCAUAUCGAAAGUGUUGGGAGGUUCUGCUUCCAGGGAGCCAGUGUGGUGUAGUGGUUAAGAGCGGUUGCCUCGUAAUCUGGUGAACCGGGUUCGAUUCCCUGCUCCUCCAGCUGCAGCUGCUGGGUGACCUUGGGCUAGUCAUACUUCUCUGAAGUCUCUCAGCCCCACUCAUCUCACAGAGUGUUUGUUGUGGGGGAGGAAGGGAAAGGAGAUUGUUAGCCGCUUUGAGACUCCUUAGGGUAGUGAUAAAGCGGGAUAUCAAAUCCAAACUCUUCUUCUUCUUCCUUGGUUGCUAUUUGGUGCUGACGGUGCUCUCUUUUGCUCCCCAUCCGUCUCUGUCUCUUCUCCUAUUGCCUCUCUCACUCCUGCUCCAUUUGUCUGUCUGCGUCUCUUUGCCCCUUCCUCGCCCCAUCCGCCUCUCUCUCUCUCGCCUUCUCCUUGUGUGUGUCUCUCUCACACACGUUCCUUCCCCUGCCUCCCCAAAUCCCAGGCAUGAGCUUAGCCGGGAGGAAGCAGGCCAGCGAAAACAUGAACAGCAGCAAGUGGAAGUCGACCUUCUCUCCCAUUUCUGACAUCAACCUGACCAAAGCAGUGGACAGUCCUCUGCAGGCCCCGUCGCUGAGCCAGAACUCCCUUUUCGCCUUCCGACCGCCCUCUGAGGACGGCUCGGGGGGCGACAACAAGGUCUCGGCCCACCCAAGGAAGCACGGGGCCUCGGCCGCCCUCGACAGACUCGGCCAGACCAUGAAUGGAUUUUCUUACAACAGCGGGCUGCCGGCCGACCUCGGUUUACAUAGCUUUAUUGACGGUGCUCCUCUCCCGCACAAGGCCGCGGCGGACGUGGCUGCGGCGCUGGCGGGCAGCUCGCCCCUGAGCUUCCUGGCGCAGCGCAGCAAGGAGGGCGGUGGGGUCUCUGAGACGAACCCCUUCCUGAGCAAAAGGCAGCUGGAGGGCCUAGGAGCCCUCGCAAAAGGGGAAGACUCCAACUGGCCCAGCGGCCUAAAGGGCAAAGACCCCGGCGAGUUGAGCGCCCGCCUGGGAGCCGCUUUGGACAAGUCCUCGGUGCUACACGGCAGCAAAGCCGGGAAGGGCAGGGAAAGGGAGGCCGUCGAGCUGAAGAACGGCCACAACCUCUUCAUCGCUGCUGCCACCGCCACCCCUCCUGGCGGCCUGCUCAACGGCAAAGGCCUGUCGGUGGCCCCCACGGGCAGCUCUCCUUCCUCUGUGCCCUCCUCCUCCUCCUCCUCCAUGGUGGCUCACCCGUUCUUGAACUCGCUAACCACUGGCUCGCAGUUCUCCCUGGGCCCUAUGGUGACGAACUCUUCGGUACUGCAGUCCCUGUUCAGCUCCAUGCCAGCCGCCAGUCUGGUUCAUGUCUCGUCGGCUGCCACCCGACUGACCAACUCUCACACGAUGGGCAGCUUCUCCCCCGGGGUGACAGGUGGAACAGUUGGAGGUAAGGCGGAGCUUCGGGGUUCUUCCUUCCCUGGGGGCACAGCUGAGAAGGGGGGCAGGGACAGCUUUUUUCACACCCUCUCUGCAGCCCCACUCCACAGUUAGGUGGGUUUUAUUUCUAUAUGCAUCUUUAUUGAAGUUAUAUACUGCGCUUCAUCAGGACACCCCAGGGCAGUUCAUAGAGUAAAAUACAAGACAAAACACCAGUAAAUAAUUAAAGCAAAACAGCAAAACACUACUCCCCUUCUCACAGAUACAUUUCAAAGGCUGCAGGGUAUUUAUCAGCCCAAGGCCUGGUUGAAGAGGAAUGUUUUUGCCUGGUGCCUAAAAGUAUAUAAUGAAGGCACCAGGCUCUCCCUGGGAAGAGCAUUCCACAAGUGGGGAGCCACUGCAGAAAAGGCCCUGUUCUCGUGUUGCUAACCUCUAGACCUUUCAUGGGACAGGCACCCAAAGAAGGGUCUUGGAGGAUCUCAGGGUCCGGGUACGUUCAUAUGGAGAGAGGCGAUCCUUGAGGUAUUGCGGUCCUGAGCCAUUUAAGGCUUUAUAGGUCGAAAACAGGUUUUCAAGCGCUCUUUUCUGGGAGAUCCCCCACUCCACUUGUGCUGAGCUGUGUUCCACAAAGAAGGGGGGCGGGCUGGGGAUACACAGACCAUCCUUAGCCUACCUGGUGCCUUCCCCAAAUGUUGCCUGGUGUCUUCCCCCAGCCAGCAAGGGGAACCAAGGAGGAAACAUGCCAGUUCCCCACAAACAUGCGUGCCUGAAGGUCUCCUCCUCCUAAGAGCCUCUCUUUUUGGGAGAAGUCGUGUUUCCGGGGCAGAGUGGCUGCAGCAGCCUUGAGACUAGCUUGCUGUCGCCAAAAAGAGGGCCUUAGAAAUGGGUGCGUUGUUGGGUCUCUGAGUUCAGCCAAAGUCCCUUCCCCCUGGCGCAUAAAAGGAGACAGGUAAGUGAGCAAGCCUCUACCCCCCCGCUCAGCUUCUGCACCAUCGCUGCUCAUCGCUUGCCGCUGCGGCUGUCGUUCAUUUUCUCCAUGCUGCGCAUUUGUCUGUCAAGCUGCGGCUGCUGCAAUCUUUUUUAAGUUUGCUUGCUUGCUUUAAAAAAAAUAAUUUAUUUUCCCCCCGGUUGUGUUGCGUCACGUUGUCGUUGUUGUUUUUGCUUCUCUCGCUGUGAGCCGUGCCAAAGUUCCGCCUGCUGAGUUUGUUUCUUUCUCCUGUUUGCAGGUAUUUUUAACCAUGUGGUGCCUUCUGCCUCCUCCUCCUCCUCUGCUCCCUCGCCUUCCCUUCCGUCUUUCUCCUCCUCUUCCUCCUCCCUCCACUUUGGCAGCAGCGCUGUCUCCAGCUGCGCCGCCGCCGUGCUGAGUCUGAACCCUCUGCAGGUGACUCCCACCUCCCCAUCGUUCCACUCGCCCCCGGCCCCCUCUGGCGAGACGCAGCACCUCGCGCGAACCCCGGCGCACCCGCCCCGGCGCACCCCGCCUCCCAACGUCUCCUUGCCUCCGCCCCCUCCCCUCCUUGCCUCCAGCAGCGACCCCGUCCUCCUGCAGGCCUUCUCCUCCCUUCCGGGCUCCGAGGCUUUCUUGCCGCCCCCGUCCUCCUCUUCCCCCGCUAACUCCGCUUUGUCUAUUAAGCUAGCUUCUCUCCAGCACAAAUCCUCCCGCCCUUCCUUCACUGUCCACCACCCGCCUCUGCCCCGCUUGGCGCUAGCCCAGGCCGCGCCCGGGAUCCCGCAGCCCAGCGCCGCUGCCUCCGCCGCGCCCGCUAUGUGGGUCACGCUCGGCCUGCAGUCUCCUUACGCUUCGCACCUCCCCGGGGUUAAGCCGCGGUAAUGGGCUCGGCUUGACCCUUUAAGUGUUCGUGCUCCGUAAGGUAAGGCUGGCCGGGAGGGGCGGGUGGGGUGGGGCAGGCAGCUUCUUCGGAGGCAUGGAGCCACAUGUCUGCCCUUGCGGCCGUGUGUAAGCUUUGUCCUCUUGCAAGUUGGUUGUGGGGUGGGUCGCGGCUAAUGGAUUGAGGUUGAAUCUGGGAGAAAGGGGUCGGGCAGCUGUGGGGGAAUCCCUGGUCCUGAAUGGGGUAACUGUGACCCUGAAGGACCAGGUGCGCAGCCUGGGGGUCAUUUUGGAUUCAGUGCUGUCCAUGGAGGCACAGGUCAAUCCUGCGUCCAGGGUGGCUGUCUACCAGCUCCGUCUGAGACCCUCCCUUCCUGCGCCCUGUCUUGCCAGAGUGGUGCAUGCCCUGCUUGGACUACUGCCAUGCGCUCUCCGUGGGGCUACCUUUGAGAGUGACUCGGAAAAUAAAGAAUGUGGCAGCUAGACUGGUAACUGGUACCACAUAACACCAGUCCUGCAAGACCUACAUUGGCUCCCAGUACGUUUCCAAGAAAAAUCCAAAGUGUUGGUGCUGACCUUUAAAGCCCUAAACGGCCUCGGCCCAGUAGACCUGAAGGAGCGUCUCCACCCCCAUCGUUCAGCCCAGGCACUGAGGUCCAGUUCCAAGGGUCUUCUGGCGGUUCCCUUACUGCGAGAAGUGAGGUUGCAGGGAACCAGGCAGAGAGCCUUCUUGGUAACAUUUGGAAGACAGGCAGCCCUGUAUCGGGAGGUUUUUAAUGUUUGAUUUACUGUGUUUUGAUUUGAUGGAAGCUGCCCAGAGUGGCUGGGGUGACCUGAUCAGAUAGGCAGUAUAUAAAUGAUGUUGUUGUUGUUGUUCUUGGUUGAUCUCACGGCCCUUUUCACUACCUUCCUUGGGGGGGUGGUCAGCAGUGCAGCUUCUGCCCUCGCAUGCAGAAUGGCGUCUCCGGACAGGGCUGGGAGAGGCUCCUGUUCUGGAGAGCUGAAGCUGCCAGCCAGUGUAGACAUUACUGAGCUGGUUGGACCAGUGGCCUCACUCAUCAUAAAGCAGCUUCCUGACUAAAUUGUUAUUACCAGGCAGAUGGCAUCAUGCCUGGACCUGAAAAAUUAAUAACUGGCGAUGACUUGCAAUAACUGUAACCCGAGUUUGGAGGGUCGAGGAAGAGAGGCCUUGUUUGCCCACAAAGAAAUAAAACUCCUCCUUAUCAUCAUUCUUGUAUUCAUAUCCCACCUUUUCCUCCCAAGGGCUCAAGGUGUGGUGUACCUGGUUAUUCCCAGGGCGUUUUCUUCAGCUGGAACUCGCCAGAACUCUUGUUCCAGCAGUUCUCGGGGGGGGGGGGCCCUUGCCAUUGUAAGAGAACAAGGAAGGCGUUCAUGGCACCUCUUUUUCUAGGAUGUUGUUGAACUACAACUCCCAUCACCCCUAGCUAGCAAGGCCAGAGCUCAGGGAUGAUGGGAGUUGUAGUCCAACAACAUCUGGGGACCCACAGGUUGAGAACCGCUGGGUUAGGCUGAGAAAAGUCCGUGAGCUGCUCCCAAGGCUCACCCAGUGAAUGCCGUGGCCGAGAGGGGGAUUUGAACUCUGGGCUCUCCCACGUCCAGUCUGACGCUCCAACCCAGUGUUUCCCAAACGGGGGUCUCCGGCUGCUUUUGGACUACAACUCCCAUCAUCCCUAGCUUGCAAGGCCAGUGGUCAGGGAUGAUGGGAUUUGUAGUCCGAAAACAGCCGGAGACCCAAGUUUGGGAAACAGCACUAUGCCACACUGGCUCUGUCUUGCAGGUCAAGCGAGGUGAGAAUUCUGAGGGCCAGGUAGUGGCUCUGGAGGGCCGCACUGGGUCAAACCUCCCCAGCCCUGCCCGCGCCAUCCUUGAUUCCUUGGUUUCGUGAACUGUCCAUAAUCCGCUGGCUUAAAGUGUGCUUCUCCUCUCCCCUCCCCUGUUCCCACAGGUAACUAA